CUGCCUCGUGGUCGCUGCUCUCUGCUUCCCUCUGUGGCUCUGGUGGGCCUUGGUCUGAUCUUUGCUCUCCGCCGCAAGCCAGGGGAUGUUUCCCUCGCCUGGAUACGUGGGGUUGUGGUUGUUGCUGCUGCCUCUCCUCCUUCAUGCACAUGGGACACAAACUCUGUCAGUAAUCACGUCGGCUGCGUAUUUAUAAGGACUUUGGAGGAGUGCUUCAGUUGUUGUUGUCCUCAUAUUUAUAUCCCACCUUUCCUCCCAGUGCGGCUUGCAUUAAAAGCAUCACACAAUAAAACGCAAUUUCGGUAACAAAGCAUAGCACACAACUUUGCUAUCAUUUUGUUUCCUCCAGAUACUAUACCACAACGUGUAGAAUGACCCAAGACCUUGCACUUGUUGCAUUUCAUAGCUAGUGUUGUAAAGGUACACUUAUGAACAUUUAACAUAUAUCUAAGACCUAAAAAUUCCUAUCACACUAGAAAGCUUCAAAGGGUAUCUUGUGCAUCGCUAUUUAUUCAACAAAAAAUGGAGCUGCUUUUACCACGAUGAAGUGGACUGUGGCCUUGAAACCAUAAUGAAUUUGUUUCAGUGCAAUCCUAUAUUCUGAGUCUACAGUACUCAGAAGUAAGCCCCAGUAAGAUUACUUUACUUUGCCUGUAUACAGGAUGCACUCCAAAGUCCACAGUUGGGCAUCUUUCUUAGGACCAGCCUAAUAUAAAAAUUGAUAAAAUAUAUGCGCUUAAGAUUGCAGCCUUAAUAUUUGAGAUGCCACUGUAAGACUGGAUGCAAUAAAUCCUUGCUCUAUGUGGUGGGGUGCUGAGCCUUCUGAUAAAAACAUUUCAAUAUAUUUUACUGCUUUUUAUCAUUCUGGUUUAUUUUGUACAUUUUAAUGCUAAGGGCAUUCCUUGAUUUGUUACUACAGUACUCUUUUUAUAUCACCUGUUUGAAAGGUGGCUUAUCAUAAAUCUAUAAAAUAAAACAUUUCCGUUUAAAGCUCGUAUUUGAUUGAUGAAUGCAGCAGGAGCAUCUUUGUGGGGGAGGGAGAAUAACUGCUCCCUCCCCAAAUCUCCGGGUUGUAGUAAGAGAUACGAAGCUCUUGGGGCCUCCUGUCUCCAUGGCAACCAAGCCCGGCUGGUAGUGAUUGCAACCGGCGGGAGCGUGGCUGCCUCGCCUUCGCUCACAUCCGGGUAUUUUCGACAGCCGCUGACCCUCCCUCCACCUCCCGCGGGCGUGAAAGAGGGUGCUUUCCGGACCUACUCUAAGCAGUGGAACAAGUCUUACGCCCCCGAGCUAUUAAUUUAACAAAAAAUUUUUUUGUUCUUAGUGCCUUAUUAUAUUUAGCGUGGAAAUAAGGCGGCCGCGGUGGCUGCUGGGAGAAGCCGGGCUCUCCUCCAAUCAGAGCGCGCGGCGCGGAGCAGAACAGCGUUGACGUGACGGGCUCGCGGCGGACCGAGGAAGCGGAGCGAGAACGGUAAGAUGCCUUUUGGCUGGGGGAUGGAGGGGAGCGGACGCAGCUGAGGGGAGCUUUAAACCUUAGCCUCCCUCACGCGUGUCUCCGCCCGGCACGCGUUUACAGCCCCUUCUUUCCUUCCUCAGCCGUAGGCCCUAGUACCCGGAUGUGCCGCCUUCCACCCUUCCCGCCCCGCUUUAAGGUGCCGAACACCAUUAAAACCAGGGCAGAAGGGGCCGCUUGACCCAGCCUCCUGCUUCCAAACAGCGGCCGCUCACUAGAUAGCGGGGGGGGGGGGUUGAGGGUUUCCCCUUCCUGCUUAUCCCCAACACCAUGGAGAAACUGCGGAGCCAGACUGCCUCUGCACGUGGAGGCUCUAUUUUGAAAACAUUGGCUAAUAGCAGCAGAUGACCCUCUUCUUCCUGAUCUGUGGAUUUGUCACCCAAACCACUUAGGUUGCAGAGCUACACACCUUUAACUAGAAGUACGGCCCACUGAGCUUACUUCUGAGUAGACAUGCAAAGGACUGUGCAGCCACCGGUAACCGUCGCCUUGGAUUUUUCUAAACCUCUCCUAAAGCUGCCAGUUCUGCCCGUAAAAGGUCCCGUGUUUAAUCAAUGGUUCUUCCAGAUAAAGUAGAUGAUGGAAGAGGCCUCGCCUGAGACCUGGAUGAGCCACUACCAGCACUAAGCUAGAUAAGCCCAAUGGUCUUGAGUCUGUAUGAGUGAGAUUUUGUAUGUUCACAUGGCUAUAGUUAGAUACAACAAAUUCUUUAAAGCAGAAGUGUGCUUUGUCUUGUCUUUCCUAAAUCUACGGUGGAUCAGUUGGUGACCCCCAAGUUCUAAUAUUAAGAGAAUGCAAUAUAUUUAUUUUCUAUCCAUCCAUAUCACAUCACUCAUAGCGUUAUCAACCUCUAGCAUAUUCUUCCAGAACACUUAAACAAAAUAAUAGAGGGGUUGUUCGCUUUCUUGAGGAAAGGUUUUUCUUUUUCUGCAUCUGUCCAACUCUACUAUAGCCUUCUUCAGGUGUGUUAAUAAAGUUAAUGUUAAUUAAGUGUGGUGGGGAGGAGCUCCAGGGACAGUCCUGUUAGCACUGCUUCCCACCACAAUUGUGAUUGCACUCUGCACAAUUGGGAGAAUGACAGCAGGCAGAGCUAGCAAACUUGUCUAUAAGGGGCCCCCAUAUUUUUGGUUAGCAUAUGUAAAAACAUGUGUCAUUGAGCUAGCAGUCUAGAAUCCAUAAGGACAGGAAACAGGGAUAUGAACUUACAGUCUUACCUCUUUAUACGAACAUCUAGACUUGCACUCUCAGAAACAAGGAUAUGAACAUAUAUGAGGAUGAGACUGAGAGGGAAUGUGUUGCCUACAGCUGCUCAAUGAAUCUAGAAGACUUUACAACUCAAGUCUCUUAUCUAUUUUGUUACACUGCUAUUUAUCAUAAUAAAUUUGUUAGUCAUUGAACUGCCAUAAGACUCUGCUUUGUUUUAGCUCUCUGAGAUAAUACAAUUUAGAUCCUUGCCUCACUUUAGCAGGCUUCUGGUUGUUGUUGCUGGGUAGUGUCAAAGCUCUGUGUACAAUGGAGGAAUAAAGCCCAUUGAGCAUACUGGGACUUUCUUCUGAGCAAGUCUGCAGAAAGUGGUGGAAACUCAAAGGUGAGGGGGCAGUUGAAUGCCACACAGGAAAAUCUCCACAGCUGGGGUGCAGCCAUAGAAAAGGCCCUCUUGCAUGUGCCAACAAACAUAUCAUCACCCUGUGUCAUGAUAUAGAGAAGGACCUCUCCAUCUUGUGUAUGGGAGAAGGAAUUCCUUUAGGUUCCCUGAACUCCAAACCAUUUGGGGUUUAUAAAGGUAAUCUCCAGAACUUUAAUUGCACCUGGAAAUGUAUUGCUAACUAGAGCAGUUGUCCUUAAGUGACCACAAUAUUUUCCCACAUUCAUGAGCAUCCCAAGCCACACUGUGGACCAGUUAAAGCUUCCAGAGGUUCUCUUCGUAGGUAGCCUCAUGUAGUACAUUGCAGUAGUACAGUCUUUAUGUAACCAAGACGCGUUACUGUGGCUAGAUACAGAAAUGAACAUAGUUGGUGCACCAGCCUAAAGUGGGCAAACGUCCUCUGGCCACAGCUACUUCCUUGGUAUUCAGAAGGUGGUUGAGCCCAGGAGAAGUCCCAAACUAUGCACCUUUAUUUUUCAAGAUGUCUGCUACUUUCUUUAGAAAAGGCUAACACUGCACAUCCUGCUUUUCAGCAGGAUUAUGUAAAGCUGCAUUAACUCUUCAUUACUAACUAGUUAACAUAGCAUGAAAACAUCACAGAAACUACCUUGCCAAAAUGAUUAGUCCUGUUCCUUUCUUGUGACGAAUCUCACAAAGGGCCUUGACACAGAAGUGAUGUUGCAGCUAUGAAAUCUUGCUCUAGUUAGUGGGCAUAAAAAAUUAUUUUGCAGUGUUGUGCUGGAGCACCCCAGAGGCAUGCCUCUCUCUCUCUCUCUGUGUGUGUGUGUGUGUGUGAGUGAGAGAGAGAGAGAGAGAGACAUGUAGUGUUGAAUCUUGCACUAUUAAUUGGAAUGCUUUUAGCACUGUUUUUAGAGCUGGAUGUGUCUGAACUCUCUUGGACUUAGGAGGAGGAAUUUUAAAUACACUACUAAAAGCAGACUAUAGGAUUGGUGUGAACUCAGUUAUCGUAAUAUGGGAAGUUCUUGAUGUUCAGCAACAGAGUUAUUAACUGGAAAUUGUGUACAAAGCAAUGUGACUUGUUUUGUCCCUGUCUGCAGAGUGGGCUGUGCAUUGAAAUAGCACAAUGUCAUUUUCUUUACUACACAAGAUUGUUUUACAUUGCAAAUGUGCAUUAUCCAUUGGUGGUGUAUGUGUUUAUCAAGUGAACCUGCAUUGCAGGGCUAGAGCUAUCGUAAUUGAAUGGAGUCUCUGUAUGAAUCCUAAAUUGUCUGGGCUUUGUGAAAUGUUUCUUAGGACUUCUCCUGAAUCUCUCAUUAUACAUUCUCUUUUCCUUCUCAGUCAUUUUAGAGUGGUUAAUCCUGAAGACAGCCUAUCAGCAUGCAUCUUCUCUAAUUUUGUGCUCCAGUUUUAUUUUCUUCAAGAUGGAGCUUACCUUUUAAUAUGCAAUCCACCAGGAAUGCCUCCUCCUCAACAUUGUUUAAAUGAGUGGGACUUGGGGAAUGGCACACAAAUAUAUUGUCUUGUCUCUUGCUUGGGUCCGCAACACCUUUUGGUAUGGCUGUGGCAUGAACACUGAACAGGUAACAUUCAGGUACAAUUUCCACCUCACACUUUUACUCUACCUCUGCAGGCAGAGUAACAGGAUACUAUCUGGCAUGUAUGUGAGUUGUGUUGCCUUUAGUUCUUAGUGGAUGCAAAGGAAAGAAACUCUGUUUCCCUGCCUAGCGACCAAAAAUCCUUUUUGUAUUUGCUUGAGUAAUGAUUCCCCAACAUAGUGAUUGUCAGUUGCUUUAUUAAAAAAGGGUGGUGGAGGAGAGAGAGACUGUGUAAGCCUCUUCCAGGAUAAGGAAUCAAGCUGAAGAAGGAUCAGCUGGUGGCAACAACCUUGAUUUGAAGUGGAUGAGAAUCAGGGAGAAGGAAUAGAAAAGGGUCUAAAAAAUGGUUUAGAGCAUUAGAGACUAACCUUUUGGUCCAGUGUACUGCAACUUAUCAGAGGUAUGAGAGAGGCCAACUGGAGUAUCAAGUGAAGCCCCGUCUGCAAUGCAGGUAUAGUUGUAGGCUGCAUAGCUGAGAAGCAGACAGCAGUGUUGGAGAAGCAAGCCCAGGCCUCAUUCUCUGCCUUAGCCAGCCCUGGGGGACCUCCUACUCUACUGCAGUCAAGCCAGAAACUUCUACUUUCAAUCUGUCACUGAAAAAAUAUGCUGUAGCAGCAGUGGGAAACCCCAGACUGCUACCUUCCAGACUUCCUUUGGGAUUCUGCCCAGGCCACACCUCUCAACAGCUUAAGUGUUUUUGCCGGAGUGGAAUGUGUCAUUGAACUCGGAUAAUGCCUCUUGCUUACUUGUGUGGAGGAUACAGAGUGGGGUGUUAGUGUGUGUGCAGAAACUAGUGUACUGUACAAAGGUUUACCGUAUUUUUUGCUCCAUAGGGCGCACCAGACCAUAGGGUGCACCUAGUUUUUAGGGUGGGGGGAAUCAAGAAAAAAAAAUCCUAUUCCCCCCCCCAAGCCCCAAAGAGCACCGUACAGGCUGCGCAACCUCUCCCUUCCGGAGGGGUUGUGCGGGGCUAUGGCACAAGCCAAGGCAGCCAGCGGGAUGGAUCCCGCUCGCUGUUUUGGCUUCCUCUUUAGCCCCACGUAACCUCUCCCUGCUGGGAGAGGCUGCGCAGGGCUAAAGAAGCCAUAGCCGCGUGCAGCCUCUCCCUGCCGGAGGGGCUGUGCGCGGCUAUCCCUGAAGCCUGGAGAACGAGAGCCUGGAGAGCCUGCAUUCGCUCCAUAGGACGCACACACAUUUCUCCUCAAUUUUUAGAGGGGAAAAAGUGCGUCUUAUAGAGUAAAAAAUACGGUAAUUUCUGUUCAUUGCUGUGCCUACUUUUGCUGGCCCUACUCCCCCCUGACAUAUGACCCCCAGAAGGGAAUGUGGCCCUUAGGUUGAAAAAAGUUCCUAUUCUGGAACAAGAGCCCUUUAUAAAUGGAUACAUAAUCAAUGUGAAUGAGCUGUGUGCACACACAUAUGCACACACAUUGUAUAUUGGCAAGAGUUGCAUUGACCAACUAGAGGAAAAUGAAUGGCCCAGCAUUCCAUUUAAUUGACCCAUCCAGCCAUGUGCAGUUGCUGGAAAGCUCAGCAGGGGAGAGUGGUGUUGCCCUCAGGCACUGUUUGAUUUUUCUGACCACUGUCAGAACAGGAUGUUGGCCUAAUAUGUAGGCCAUAUUAACGUUCUUAAGUUUCACCAAGUGAUAAAUUGUAGACUGGUUAUUUUUCUGUUAGAAGUUGGCUAUUUCUCUGUUCUGUUUUCCAAACAUAAUAGUUUCAUUUUAAUGGAGGUUGUUGUUUCAGAGCACAGAUAUUGGCUUAAUGCAGCAGGAACUAUUGACAGAUCUUCAAUCUUGAUUUUGAUGAGUUUUGCUCUACCUGGCUUUUGGACUACUAUUUGAUUCAGAGAACUUAGUUUACUACCUUCUGCCAGAUCCACCUCUUUGGGGUCUCAGUUGUUGCUUUUUACUCAGCCAGAUGUGAUGAUUCUGGCAUCAUUCCGCUCAUGACUGUGCUAUUGCUUUCCAUACUGAGCAACCACAUUAAGAGUCUGACUGCAGUCCCUUGAAUGCAGUAAAAUUCUAUCCAUGUAAAGGCUAUAACUUCUGUGCACCAAUGGUCUGGAAAAUAUUGAAUCCUGUCAUUUGGGAAGAAAGCCCCCUAUUUCUUGGCUGGUCCAGGGCUAAAUAGCCAUUGAACAACAAGAGCACUUAAGUAUCUCACCCCCCACCCCUGCCCCUGCUGCUGCCUUCAUUCAAAAUUCGCCAUAAUCAAACAUAGCCUUCUAUUGUUGGACCCUGCCUCCUGAAUUCACUCCCCACAGAUUGCAAAAUCCAAGGGAUAUAAGGGAGGCUUCAGCUGAGGCAGCACUUUCCCAUUUUGCUUCAAUGAAACAGGAUGUAUUUCCCCCAGUAUUUAGCAAUGUGUUUUUAAAAUUCUUUCCUAGCAUCCAUUACUGUCUGCUCGUACUUUUUUUUUUUAACCAAAGUUUUAAGGUGUAGCUUGAAUUCCAGCUUUUAUGAAUGAGACUAGUUUUAGCUGUUUUUAAGAUGAACUGAGAGCUGAAACUUUCACAUACAAAACUGCUUAACCAUUUUAACCUAGGAAAACUGAGCUUUCUAUUUGUUUUUAAAUCUACCAUUUUAAAAUCAAAUCUGACUCUCUCACUAGCUAGAUUUAUAUUGUGUGGAACUAUGUACAGUAUAUCGGAGUUUUCUUUUUACCCUUUCAAGCUUCCCUGCUAGGGUAGUGCUGAAAGCUAGGUUUCUAUAGGCUUCCUACACCUGUAGUUUAGUUCCUGACUCAUAAUUUGGAGCUGUGGAACAGAGAUGUAUAAAGAGGCUCCAGUUACGGGGAUGUUUAUUAUAUUGUUUUUAAGGCUUUUAUUAAAACCUUCACUUUUAGAAAAUGUAAAGAAUGCCAAGGCUUUGAUUCAAAUGCAGUUUUAUCUGGAGAUUUGUGGGACAAGCUUUCCUUGGUACAAAUACCAGCCUUUGUAGGUAUGCUGCUGACAUUUUGCACUAGAGGUCCCAUCAGUCUUGGCCAGCAUAACUCUGCUGGCUAGGGCUGAUGGGAGUUGUAGUCCAAAGAUCAGGACGGCAUCAGUUUGGGGAUGGCUGGUCGAGGCAAACCCAGGUUCUGAAUCACAUUUUGUAAUCCAGUGCUGUCAGCUAGCCUUACCAAUGCUUUUUGCACAGUUCAUUUUUAAAGUACUAUUUUUAAAUAAAAGUACUAUUUUAUUUUUAAAUAAACGUAACAAUACCUUUUUACAUUUCUAAUAAUUUUCAGUGAGGUUGGUUUGAGAGAUGCCUGAUCCUCACUCCAAUUUUCUCCACCUACUGCCCUUCCCACCCCACUCUGUUUGGAUAGAAGAAAGGCCAGAUGUGGGUUAAAUCUAGCAAUAUUCUCAGGAUCAUUCCAGCAUUUUUACAGGUUUGCAUGUGUGUUUUAUACUGAUUUAUGGUUGCUUCCCUGUGUGCCGUUCAAAAGCGAGAGCAGGGAAAUGCAUCAUCGGAAGCAGCCCAUGGAGUGUGCUUUGCUUUACAUACUUAUUGGCUUCAUUGUCGUCGCAGAAGUUUGCUGGUGCUCUUGGUGUCGUCUUACCGACGAUGUAGUUAAUGAAAAAGAGAAGUGAACCGGAUCAAAGUGGAGCGUGCGCUGUUCCUUCUGUCAGUACCAGACGCACUGCUGCACCUUCUGGAACCGGCAGUGGCAGCCUUAACUGGGUGGGAGGGCAACUGCUUCGGUCACUGUCUGCCAGCAGAGGCUUUUCUGUCAGCGGUGCACAGUCAUUCUCUGCCAAAGGGGAAGCAGCUUGCAAGGAGAUGCUGAGGUGACAUCCUGUACUGCAUUGCAGGGCAUGAAAUUGCCUUUUCUCUGUGACCUGGCUCUCUCCCUGGCUUCCAUGGCCACCGCCUGAGCUAUUUAUUGGAUUAUUGAAGUCUGAUGGCCAUUUACGUUAGCAAAGAGCCCAGGGCCUGGCGAUAGGGGAGGUUCACAUGGUCUCCAUUGUCUGGAGCCAGCCUGAUUAUUUGCAUUUUUUGGCAUUUGCAUGAAUUCUGGGAUUAGCUUUUCUUCUUCAGGAGCAAAGCCUUGCCGGGAUGGGUAGGCCAUAUCUUGGGAAAAGGCAUAUACGCUCUCUGCGCCUUGGGUUCCAGCGUGCACACUGCACACUUCCCUGUAGGGAACAAGCAUAUUUUAGACCCUUCUGAAGCCUGUUCUUACCUACAUAGCUCUAUCCUGGAUUCUGCUUCUUGGUCACCCUUAAAUGUCAUGGCAUGAGGGGAAGUGGCUUUAUUUGUAUCGGGGUGGGGGACCUUAGAUCUAGAAGCCUAAGGCAGCCCUCCAGGCCUCUUUCACUGGGCACUGGGGCUUUGCUCAGGCCACAUACCCCUCCCUAGGCUACAGUCCUCUGAUCCGCCCUGUUCCAUACACUCGUCAAAUGCUUUUUUUUCUUUUUCUUUUUUGCAUUCUGGAUGUGUUAUAAUGACUUUUGAUUGCCUGGAUGGAGAGAUGGAAGUGUGCAUAGAAACCUCUAACUGAACAUAGCCUACUAUGCAAAGGGUAUAAUCAUAUAUGUUCCUGUGUCUACUUUCCUGUAGGGCCCUGCCCAGCAGAGGCAUGUAACACCCAGAAAUUUGCCCGUGAGGGAAUUGCAGCCCUUAGGCUAAGAAAGAUUUCCACCCCGUCUUAUACUGAUACCUAUUAUCAGUUUGUCUGAACCACCAAGUAUUGCUUGUAUUUCUACCCUAAAAGUGAAAUGUUGCCUUAAACAGAGUGGAGGAUGGGCUGACUCAGAUGCUUUGGGAAUUCAACAAAAGGUUAGAUUGGACAGAUCAACAAACUUCACAUAGGAAGAGAAAUAAACUACCACAGGCAGAUCAAUGCAAACAGAAGUGAAAAGUAAGACUAUGGAGUGGGGUUGGCACAGUGAAAAUCAAGCUUUAUAAAUUCUGGCUUUUAAAGCACUUAACAGAUUGCAGCCUGUUUUGGCAUAACUUAUUCCUCCCUGAGAGUUCUUUGAAAUGACUCCUACGCGGGAAUACAUGUGAAAAGUGUUAAUGUCGGAUGGGAGCCCCUUGUGGGUUUUCUGGAAGAUAACUGUGAUUAGGAUAUCAGAUUCCUGCCAGCUGCUGCUGGUAAGUCUUUCCUCUGAAAUCUGCAAGGGUUUCAGCUACAACACUGAGCUGCCUUCUAUAGGAGGUCUGGAACUUCAGGAGCAGGGCCCAAAGCACAGCCCUCUACAGCAAUAUUUUCUAGAUUUAUAGCUUUUCCCUGGACCUUAAGCUUGAAAUAUAUAGAAGAAAGUGCAAAGCACCCACUUGGGAUCAAAGCUUUAAUUGAAUGAUCAGAUCCCACUCCUGUAAUUUGUUUUAAGACUAGCUCAUUUGAAAGACCACAUGGUAUUUCUAUUUAUCUGUUAGUUUUUAUCUGAGUUUGUUUCUAUUUUAUUUGUUAAACUUGCUGUACACAGCUUAGAGACAAUUGUCACUAAGCAGAAUAUAAAUUGUCAACAAACAUAUAAAUAAAUUUCAGAGACUUGAACCUGAGGAGCUUUCAAGGAAAGGGGAGUAGCACUGAUGCUUCAGGGCCUUUUGGUCAUAAUAAUACAAAUAACUUGUACAACACUUAAUUCAAAAUACUCUAACCAUGUUUAGCUGACUCAUAACAGCCCUGUAAGAUAGGCAUGUAUUAAGAUAAUAAAAAUCAUAAUCAAUAUCCCCAUAAUAUAGCUUGUCUGAGACCACUUUGUGAGCCAGUGAUCAGAGCUUAAAUUUAGAAGCAGAGACUGCUUGGCUCAUAGUUAUCUUUGUGGUCUGUGGCAGUCAGCCUGUGUCACUUUUAUGUCAAUGGCCAUGGCGUCCAUUGCUUCCAGGUCUUUCAGGUGACAUAGCUGUGCAACUAAGCCUCUGUGGUAGAGCAGUGUUGGUUCCUGGCUCUCCCUUUCUUGCUUUAGCACAGGCCUGGGGACCCAAAUGAGGCCUUUAUUUGGCCCUUUGAAAAGCCCACAAGCAGUACAGGAGGGUUCUAGUGCUCUCCUGCUGUUGUUCCCAUGCUACUCUUCUUCCAGGUCUGGAAGUAGGAUACAGCCAUCAUGACAUUGAUAGCCUUAUCAGCCAUCAUUUUUUCUAGUUCCUCUUAAAGUUACCUAAGAUGAUAAGUGAAGGCUUUAAUAAGCUUACAUGACAGUCACUAGAAUUUUUACAGUCUUUAGGGUUACCUCUUUAUGCACAAGUGAUGUGUAGGUGAUGGACUGGCACAUAUUUUGCUUUUAUCCAUAAGACUGACCAGAGCAAGCUUCAGUCUAUUAUUUUUUCUCACAGGUUAAUUGGAGGCUGACAUUGUUGUUGUCAGUAGCCUUUUCAGGUUGUCAUGAUUGUACAUUCCAUUCUUUCUGAGGUGCCUUUUCAUACCCAUUUCCCUCAGGUCAGUCCACACAGUGAGCAGCCUCCCAAAUGGAUGGGGAAGGGUUUGGGGAGCUCCUGCAGCAGGCAGAGCAGCUUGCAGCCGAAACAGAGGGCAUCGCUGAGCUUCCUCAUGUCGAACGCAACCUCCAAGAGAUCCAACAAGCAGGAGAGCGCCUGCGCUCCCGGACACUGACCCGCACUUCCCAGGAGACGGCAGAUGUCAAGGCGUAAGUUCCUGGUUUGCUUGAAGCUUUUGGUCUUGUUGGUAAGAUGCUUAUAGCAGCAGACCUAACUAGGGAGUAAACCCCAAUGAACCCCUUGGGACUGAAUUCUGAGCGAUAUGCUUAGGGUUGCACUGUAGGUCAUUCUUUUUAUAUUCUCUGUGGAAUGUGUUAUGAUGUAUUUUUAAAUUGCUUUUAUGUAAUUUUAUUGUAGGCUGUCCUAGACACCAUUUGGGGAGGAAGGGUGGGUUAUUAUCUGUACCCAUUCCAACCUGGGUUCAGCAAUGAAUCUUCCUUGAUUACCCUGGUGGAUGACCUCUAUUGAGAGGGGAGAUUGUGAACCUGUUUCUCUUAGUAAAUCCUAUUGAUAGUGAUAUCCUCCUGGACUGUCUACAAGAGAUGGGUAUCAGGGGCACUGUUUCACAGUGGGUCCAGUUGUAUCUUCAGGGGCAAAAAGUAGCACUGGAUUAUUGCUUCUCAGCCCUUUGCUUUUGAUCUACUGGUGCUACAGAGCACUAUAUUGUCUCUGAUGCCAUUUAACACUUACAUGAAGCUGUUGGGAGUGGUCAUUAGUGUUGAGAGUCUGAGGUGAGAUGCCCAUGUAGUGGAAGUUGCCCCCAGUUCCAGUCACCACACAGAGGCAGCUUAAGGUCCAAACUAGCUUACUUCUGCAGAAGAUAAAGCUUCAGUGAUGCAGUUUUGGAUGUUGAUAAAAACAUACAGCUUGUAGGCUUUGCAGAUACGGAUACAAAUACAAAGCUGCUCCAGCAAUUCAAUAGAUGGAGUGAUUUGUGUCCUUGAAGGAAAUGAAUCUCUUCCCCACGUCCAGUUCCUCAAACAAUCAGGAGUUUUUGAGCAAAGUCUCAUCAGUAUGCCAAUGAUACCCAACUCUGUUUCUUUGUAACAUCUGAACUGGGAGUGGCUGAAAAGGCCUUGAACCAGUGUCUGGAUGCAGUGGUGGGCUGGGUGAAGACUAAUAAAUUGAAUCUGAAUCAUGGGAAGAUGGAGGCUCUGUGAGUGUGUCUGGAAGUCAGUAAGUUGCCUGCCCUGGAUGGCGUUGCUACUCUCCCUGAAGGAGCAAGUGCAUAAUUUUGGGGUCCUUCUGGAUCCCGCUCUGUCACUGUGAAAGUAUUUGUCUCAUCCCCCUGCCUUUUCAUGUCUCUUAUAGAUCAGUUCUCCUUGGGUCCAGAGGUCUUGACAUCUCCCACAUCUCCCAGCGGUUGGAGAGUCUUAGUGCUGUAACAACAUUUGAGCCUCUAGAGCCUGUAAAGGACACAGAUAUACAGGUAAGGGGCUUUGUGUAAUGAAGUGUGAACAGUAUCAGAAUCAGCAGUGAACAGUAAUGGGUUACUGCCAGCUUUUGGGGGAAGCGUUUGAGCUGUACUGAUUGCAACACUUUUAAGUACUAAGAUAGUUUCCCCACAUUUUCCUAUCAAUAGGGAUAUGUUCUGUGAAGUUAAUUGUGAAUUUCCCAGAGUUCUUUUCUUACCGCCCCUCCUUCAGUGAUGACAAAUUCUACCUUCAAUAUCUACAUGUUUCAAAUAUUCAUGCUUUAAAUAUUAGGAUCGAAAGUUUUAGUAUGAGACAGUCAGGUUGGAAAAAUGAUUCUGCACAUAGGUUGCAUAAACCUCCCUGAAGUUGGUAUGAUUUCAUCAGCAUGAACUAUGUGCUGCAUUCAAGACCCAUCUUUGCAAAAAGCCACCAAUCCCAGAAGGCAGAAUUCUGUGUUUGCCUCCCUUGUUGCAUCUGUUUUCUCUUUAGGGAAAGAGCUGUAGCUCAGUGGUAGAGCUCAUGCUUUGUGCGCGUAAGGUCUCAGGUUCAGCCCCCAGAUUCCCCAGGUAAGGCUGGGGAGCGGGGAGACUCUUAUCUGAAUCUCUGGUGAGCAGCUUCAAGUGAUUGUAGAUAAUACUGAUGCACAAUCUAUUUUCAGUACAGAAUUUGGGUUUUCUUGUACUGAAUUUGAAGUGUAAGUACAAUCUGUCCUCUUUUCAACAUUAUUCCUUUCUUUACUGAAUCAGCUGCCUCUUCAUCUCCCCACCACACCACCCCAUUGUGUUGUAGUGGGUGGCACUGGCAGAUUCAUUAGGAUUCCAGACUUUCAAAUAAAGGCAGACAGAACUUCAGCUACUACAUCCUUGUAAACUUCUGUUUUCCUUUCAAUCAAGGCUUUAGCCGGAAUGGAUGUCUAUAAAAUUUGUGCUUUGAAUGGCUCAGUAGUAUUAUUUGGCCCAAGGUCUUAGCCCAUCAGCCUCCCUGCCCUCUUCUGUUAAUCAAUUGAGUGUCUUGCUGAUCUGAACUUGUUUCUUAAACCAUAUUUUUUUUACUGUUGAUUGGGGAGAGGCAUGCCAAAUUGCAUCUUGGUUAAUUAUGUGAAUUAUUUAGCAGUAAUAAACUUAGAUGGCUGAUACAAAAAGAGGGUAGUUUCGGAAAUGGCUCCCAUUAGAGUAAUUGAUGAGGAAUCUUGUAGUAGAUUCCUGUCACUUGAGAGUGGGGUGAGUUUUUUCUUGGGUGGAUGAGUCUUUGUAUUUUGGAGGGACUUCAUUUUCAUAUCCAUUUUGAAGGCAGACAGUGUAGCACUGAAGGUAGGCAUGCCUUCAUAGGUUACUCUUGAGCUCAUGAGGUGCAGCAUCCAGUGAACCACUGGAGUUCCUUUGGACCCUCCCAAUAUGGUUUUAAAAAAACAGGAGAGUCCUUAAGGGAGAACACAUGGCUUCCUUCCUGUUGCACUGCUCUGAGGAAAGGCAGGAUUCAGGCUGUGCUAGAGGAACUGAAAGUUCUGGUGUUGCUUCAGCAACAAACAACCUGAGCCCGAGCCCUUAUUACUAAAAUGAGAAUACUAAAUCCAUUUGAAGGCCCUAACCAAUCAGAUUUGUGUAGUCAUGAUUUGUGUAGAUCACGGAGGAGGAGCUGACCAAGAAUUUAGUAGGUUUUGAUCAAAAUAGGAUUUUCGUUCCAUGACUGGAGUGGGGUCCCAUCAAUCAGGAAGGCACAUCAGCUUGCUUAGUCUUGAUCUGUAACUGCUUAACCUUUCCCCUUUGUUAGGGAAUAAAUUUCCUUACAAAUAAAGUUUUAUUCUUUUGAUCUAUUUUUGUUGUUUUCUCGUCUUGUUUAAACCGCUGACCUACCCUAACAAUCUGAGCAGUAGAUAGAGGACCACUUGCAGUCAGAUGUUGUAAUUAAAUUAGGACCAGGCCUUCAGAGAAAUUCCAUACCCCUAAAUUUAUUCUUCCACCAUGACAGAAAAUGGUUGGAUGUUGGGUUUGUUGAAAGGCAUGUCACCAUAAGGUGAGGAAGAAGCCUAAUUGCCUUUUCACAUGAUAAAGAGUGAUUGACUCUUUCCACCAGUUGAAGACUUGGGAGAAAGCUGCAGCUGGUCCUACCUCCCAGUGAAUGUAAGUCACAGUGAUCUUGGGCUUACAUCCUCCUCUGUCUUCCUCUGGUUGUGGAUACAGGAGGAGGUUAGAAGCUUUAAUUUUCACUUUUGAUUAACCACAGGUGGUUGUGAUGGUUCAAACUGGAUAGACUAUGGUUAAACUUAGCUAUGGUUUGUUGAAACACAUCAACUUCAAACCGUGCUUAAUGAGAUUUUCUCAUUUCAGCAAAUCAUAGUGAAAAUUAACCACAGUUUGGGGUUUCAUAUGACAGCAGUUAAUUGAAAAUGAAAGCAGAAGCAUGUGGUUGUGCCAGAGGAAGAAGAGGGAAUGCAUAAGUCCAAGACUGGCUAUGGCUCCACCUCAUCACACUAAACCCUAGUUAUAACAUCAUAUUCUAACAUAGCCUAAGGGGUGGGUGCGUGCAAACUCAUGCCCGUUGCCUUCGCACAUUAUGCUUUAACUGUACUUUUAAAACAUCUAAGAUGCAUAUCUCAGAACUAGUGUGGGAAAAGCAGCCCAAAGUGCAGAACAAAGAGGUCCUGUUCUCAAGCAGCUGUUUUUUCUCAUGCAAUAUUUCAUUUGAUUUUGUAUUGACAUCACUGCUACAUUUCAGGUAUUAGUCUGUGCUCAGUGCAAUUCCCACUUAAUCUGCCUGGAAUUAAGGACGACACAUCCCAUAAAUGUGAAAUGCAUUUGUAAUAAUAGGCACAGUGAUGUUUACUGGGGCUCCUUUAGUGUUACGGUGAAUCCACAAUCUCUUCAGCUUUUAAAUCUUUGGCUUCAGAAUUGCCAGUAAGAUGACAGGCUUAAUGGCAUUAUGCAAAAUCUGUUAUACUGAGCUGUACGCUUUGGGUUAUUUCCCUGUGGUUAAAUCUGCAAGGAAUCCAUUCUACUUUUUAGCUGUUCAAAAAGUACCGUUUUAAAAAAUCAUAUCGAGUAUAGGUAACUUACUUUACUUAUGCAGUCACAGCUUUUCACAGGUGGGUGGGGAAGGAAGGAAGGAACCAACUCUCCAUUUAUUUGUUCCUCCUCCCCUCCCACACCUGUGCAAGAAUGUGAUUGUGAGUUUAGCUGACAUUGGGAAGGAAGCACAAGAACUCUGGAACCCUUGUGCCUCCUUCCCAAAGCUUAGCAAGUACGUAGGCUUUGAGAAUGGAAUGUGACAGGAUGGCUCUGGGGCAUUGCCCUCAUGCUGCCUUUCUGAAGCCAGGUUCGCAGCCCUUCACCUUGUGAUAGGUGCUUGUGCCUGAUAUCCUCUUGCUGGUAACAAUGGAUGCUUUGCCACUGUCCCCAACAGUCUAGUGGUUCUACGUCUGAAUGCCAGGUCAGUCCAUAACAGAACCAUGCUGAUCCACAAUUCUGUUGUGGGUGAGGAGGUUGGCUUAGUGUAUUACUGAGACCUGGGUGUGGGAGGUGGGUGGGCUAACUUUGACUCCACUCUUGUUGCCCAUGUAUUCAAGCUUGCAUCUGGUGCUGGGCCAAAGAGACUGGCUAGGGAUUCUGUAGUUGUUACCGCCCACCCUACUGCUAAUCAGCCUCCCUGACUGUGCUGGCCAAGGUUGAAUUGGGUGUGAUGUUAGAGGAAACAAGAACUGUGUUUUAGGGUGACUUCAGCAUCCAUAGUGGGGAUGCCUCAGAUCUAGCUCAGGAGUUCAUGGACUUCAUGGCAACCAUUGGGCUGUUUCAAAUGAUCAUCAGUCCAAUGCACACAGCAGGACAUACUCUUGGUUUAGUCUUUGCUCUAUGUGGGGAGGGUGGUGGUCUGGAAAUAUAGGGGUUGAGGUUUGGACUUUCAGCAAUAAUUCUCCCUUGCAAGAAUUGACAGUGCAUCCUAAAAAAUGUGGUCCACCCGAAUAUUGCUCUUUUGCUUAAAACACAGCAACAUUGUUUGCUUAGUUUGUUUAUUGACUUACUGAAUCAUUCAAGGGAUAAAUUAAAUUUUCACCUCUUGAAUGUUCAGACAGAUUCAUUCAAAGGCAGAUUUGCUCAGUUAUGGUCCAAACUGGUGUGUGUAUUAAUGCAUUAGCCAGAUCUUAUUUACCGUAUUUUUUGCACCAUAACACUCACUUUUUUCCUCCUAAAAAGUAAGGGGAAAUGUCUGUGCGUGUUAUGGAGGGAAUGCCUACGGGUGGCAUGCCUACGGAUUUUCCUCCUCUAAAAACUACGUGCGUGUUAUGGUCGAGUGCGUGUUAUAGAGCGAAAAAUACGGUAAAUGCCACUCUUAUUUGGUCCCAGGGUUAGCAGAAAUGCCAGUUGAUUGAGUUGGGGCAUCAAAGAGUGCUGCUGUAUUUACAGUAAAGAAAUAUUAAAUCAAAAGAAACUGCAGGAGUGUGUGUAAAACUACCUAUUGUGUAAAGAUAGCAUGUGCAUUUCUUUUGCAUUUGUUGCUGUGCUACUUUUGUCUCUGGCCCCACCCGCAACGGGCAUGUGCCCCACUUAAGAAGAAUACCCAGAAGGUAAUGCUGCCCUUGGGCUGAAAAAGACUCCACAGCCCUGCAUUAGAGUUACCAGUGGCCUAAUAAAAUCAGAAGAAAGUGGGCAGAUGGCAGGUGUGUCCCAUGCUGUCUCUUUGCCUCAUAUAUCUGCAAUCGUUAUUGGCUGAGCAAUGGGGUUGAGCUGAGCAAGAGUGAAAGUCUUCCUUCUUUGUGAAGACUCUGCCCACCCCAAUACUGUUGAAAUGCAGCCAGGCUUUAGUGGUCUCUGAAGUGCUGGAUUGUGCCUGGAUUCCAUGCCUGUCCGAAAUGUAGGCUCUAGUGCGCUAAUGCACUUCGUGAAUAUUUCAUUUGGUAUUCUUGGUUCAGAACACAGCCUGUUGUUUCCGAAAGCUGUUGGAGAGAUGUACUGGGUUUUGUUGUGCCGAAACCUCUGCAAAGAAUAAGAGCUUUCCAUUUGGUGGCAAUCAGAAUAUGCUGGACAGUAGUUUACUUGCUUGCUUGCAUGCUUGUGUUCUGCUCUAUGUCACCAGAAACAAAUGGAUAAAUCUUAAGGGCUGAAACCUCAUACCUUCAAUGCUGGCUGAAGAGUCUGCUCCAGAGUAUCAGCGCCAGAAGGAAUACUACAUGAGUGCCGGUUGCUUUUGUUUCUAAUUUAUAAGUUCUAAGCUGAAGAUGUUCAACAUUCUGCAGCAACAGCUCUUUAGAGUCCAUCAUAUGCUGUAAAAUAAUCAUGAGAUCACUACUUACUAGACCUCAGUGGGUUAAAGAAUGCUCUGUCAGAGCAAAUGCUAUAUCAUUUCAGAAACAGAUGAGACAUCUCUUUUCCUAAUUCCUUUUACGAAAUGUUGCAUGGCUAUAUUCAUUUUGACUAGGGUAGAAUAUGGUUUAUGAAGUUGGCAUGUUUUUGUAAUUAUUAUUUUUUUAAAAAAGGCAAAUGCCCCUGACAGUUAAGUCCAGUCGCAGACGACUCUGGGGUUGUGCCGCUUAUCUCGCUUUACAGACCGAGGGAGCCGACAUUUGUCCGCAGACAGUUUUUCUGGGCCAUGUGGCCAGCAUGACUAAGUCGCUUCUGGCGCAACAGAACACCAAAACCAGAGCAGCACACGGAAACACCGUUUACCUUCCCGCCAAAGCAGUACCUAUUUAUCUACUUGCACAUUUUGGUGUGCUUUCGAACUGCUAGGUUGGCAGGAGCUGGGACAGAGCAACGGGAGCUCACCCCGUCAUGGGGAUCUGAACCACCAACCUUCUGAUCAGCAAAGCCCAAGAGGCUCAGUGGUUUCUACCACUGCACCACCCACGUCCCUUGUAAAAUGUAGAUAAAUCUAAAUACAAGUUUGGAUAUAACAUGAAACGAUGGUUAGUUUGUAACAGAAGCAAGAGCAUCCAGUCUCCUCCUUUUGGUUAAGCUCCAAACUAUGCCACUGUGCCCAUUGUACACAUAAAUGAGUAAUUACUCCCCGUUGCCCUACUUUACUUCCCUUGAUCUGGACACUAGACUUCUGUUGAUGCAACCUAGAGUAGCAUUCACUUUUUUGCUGCUUCAUCACACUAUUGACUCAUGUUGAGCUUGAGGGUCUACUAAGACCCCUAAAUCAUUUCUACUUGUACUACUGGCAAGCUAAAUGUCCCCAUUAUAUUUGUGCAGCUGGUUCUUCCAACCUAAAUGCAGAGCAUUACAUUUGUCCCUAUUAAAAUUCAUUUUGUUAGUUUGGGCUCAGUUCUCCAAUCUGUUAAGGUCAUAGUGAAGCCCAAUUCUGUAUUAUGCAGCAUUAGCUACCCCUCCCAGUUUCAUGUCACCUGCAAAUUUGAUGUGCAUCCCCUCAAUACCUUUAUCCAAGUGGUUUAUAAAGAUGCUGAACAGCAACAGGCCCAGGACAGAACCCUGUGGCACCCCCCUUAUCACUUUUCCCCAGGAUAACGGGGAACUGUUAGUGAACACUCUUUGGGUGUGAGGCAUGAUGUUGCAACACAACCACAUGUCUUGUGCAAGCAGCAUCCCAUCUGGGCUUGCAGUUUGCCAGACACCAUAACAGCUGGGGUGGCAAAAUGUUUUUGUACUGCUCCCCUUGAAAAAAAAGAGAGGUUUUACUAAGAGUAGACCUGUUGAAAUUACUAGCCAUGGUUAAGUUAGGCCUCCUAAUUUCAGUGGAUCUAUUCUGAGUAGAAUGCAGCUGGCUACAACCCACAGCUCCAUGUUUUAUCUGCAGAUUUCCAUACUAUCUUAAUUGGAGGAGGUGGUAGGGCUGAUGAAAGUACCAGAUGCUCUCAGGGCUGUGUUUGAACCUCAAUCAGCCUUCACUAAUAGUUGACAGGGGCUGAUGAGAGUUGUAGUGCAACACAUUUGGAGGGCAGCAGAAUGGUAAAGGUUGAACUAAAUACCUAAGCAGUUUGUCUCUCUCUUUUUUUGUCUAUCUGCUGAUCUGCCUUUUUUAUUUACAGUUUAAGUGCUGCAUUUUAUAAAAUUUUAUACCUUAGGGUGACCACAGGAUAUAGGAUAAAAAAUUACUCUGCAGUACUAAAAUACUGCAUGGGCCAGGAAGGUAAAUCUGUUUUGAUAGCUGUGAUAACAAAUUGGGUUUCAUUCCUACCUUAAGAUUUCAGCUGUUGUGCUUACAGCUGAGGUUAGGCUUUUACUGGAGAGUGAGUUUCAAAGGGUGUAUCACAUAUUUACGGUAAUAUUGAAGCAUUGAUUGUUGACUUAUUUGUAGACAUUAAUACAGAACUAUUUCCUUACUUGGUGCCUUGGAACGUCCAUUAAGCUUUUGGCUUUGGGCCAGAAUAGGUUGCAGUUCUGCAGUUUAUAAUGCACGUUGGCCAUCUGUCCUUAGAGUACUAAUGUGAGUUUAAUUUUAAAAGCACAUGAAGCCUGCAGUUUCUUUUGUUUUAAUAUUUAUUAUCUUGCCAAUACUAGGAAGGAUGGCUCUUUAAUGCACAUUACUCAGGGUUGUCUUAUUUAAAAAAGCAUAGCAUAGAAAAGACAUGAACGUCAUUAUGUUUUGUGUAUUGUAUUGUACUGUCAUUUCAGUCUGGUAACAUCACAUCUUGGGAUUACCUUUAGAAGUAGCAUUGUUCAUUUGGGUGCGGUAAAUAUGUAAACAAAUAAAUGAUAUAUAUUUUUUGUAAGAAGCCUGAAUGCUUCAGCUUCUUGAGUUGGUGGUGGUUUGGGUAUUAUUGGUGAUGAUAUGAUCGGAAACAGCACUUUGAUUUCUUCUCUGAAAUAAAUAUGGAAGUAUUUUGCCUUAUAGUGGUUAAAAAAAAGUUCCCUUGCUUUCUGUGUGGAGCAUCACUCUGGAUUUUUGCAGAUGUUUUCAGCCAGCAGGUUCAGAUCAGAGUUCAUCCAUGGUGCCUAGUGACAACCCCAUAGAACGCAAUAUAGGCAAGACUUGCUGGCUCAAGUGGGAGUGAUCUUAUGUGGGUAAUGUUUAAGCUGUCCCUGAUGAGGAGGUGCUGGUGAUCUUGUGGGCAAAGUGAAAUCCAGAACAACAAUGUCUUGACCUAUCUUCCCCACUACUCUUGAGUGACGUUGGCAUAUUUUCAGUAUCAACAAUAUUGGGCUUUAUGAUUGGCAGUGGAGGCCCUGUUGGUGGUGACACCACGGUUGUGUGCUGCCUUGCCAGUACUGGGUAAUUGAAAGACAUUGUUUCUGGCAUCUUUGACUUUAUUAGUUAGUUGUGGGGCAUUUGGCUUGUUUUAAAAUGCUUGUAUUGCUUUUAUUGCCUUGUUGUCUGCUGUCCCAGGCUCUCUUGGGAGGAAGGGUGGAUGAAAAGCAAAUAAUAAAUAAUAAUAAGCAAUGAUAAUAAAAAUAAAAAAUAGGUAAUCUCUCACAAUGUGUAAGCUAGAAUGCUCUCAUUUUGUUGUAUCAAUAUGUAUAAGAUAUAGAAUACUUUGUUACAUUGGAUAGUUUAAGGCUGAUUUUGUAUGAACAUUAGAAAAUUAUAUAUAUUGCAGUCAGUAUUUACGCUAACAAAAAAGGCAUGUAAACACAUGGUUUUUCAGCUACUAAGCAGGUGUAAUUAAUAAGGUCUGCAUAUUUGAAUUGCUCUAUUGAUCGUAUUGUAUCAUAUUAUGUGCCAACAUACUUCAGCACAGCCAGAAAGAGGGCAUUACCAUAUAGCAUUUUAAUUUAUGCAGUGACAAUGACUAUUUAUAGGCUUAAAUAAUUACAAUGCCAAUUUGGGUCACUCUGCUCUACUUCUUUAGUUACUUGCUGCUGCAAGAGAUAAUAAACUAUCUGCAGGAGGGUGAAUUAAUAGGUGUCUCGGUAGACCUGAAAGGGCAAGAAUUUGAUUGCAUUCUUUAAACCCUUUUUCUAAUUAAAAACAUUUUCUAUUACAGAGGUGGGCAUUCUGUCUUAACCCUUGGGCGUAACCCUCUCCCCCUCCCUUUUAUUUGAAUUGGUGCAGGCCAUAUCUGUUGUGAAUCAUAGGUUUCUAAGCAGGUAGUUUUCACAUUUUCAUCAUGGAUGUAGUGGUUAGCAUGGAAAAAAAUAAAUGCCAACUAUUAGUCAUACAGUUUCAGGGCCAGGCUUGAGUGAUGUAUGGUUGUAUCUAAAACUAGUUUUGGCAUGACCGUUCUCCAGCUCAGGAUCAUUGUCAAUGUUAUUUCCUGGUUGUUCUGCUGCAAUUAAAGCCGGGAUCCCUGUGUUCAUGCCACGUAGCAUUUCAUAGAGACAAAAGGGUCAGAGCUGGGGUCAGGUAACAGGGAGGAGGAGAAUAUAUCCCAGGGUGCACAUGGCUUGUACCAGGCCCCAAUCCACUGAAAUGAUUUAGGUUCUGGUGCCAUGUGCCAUCGUUACACUGGAGAUCUUGAUAGUCAAGUGGUGGAACCCAGACCUGGUGGGGCACCUAGGAGGUCACAUGGAUGAUGCCUAGGUCCCCAUCCUCCUCAAUUGAAAAAGGAACAGUAGUCACUUAAGCAGUAUAUUUGUACAAGUACUUAGCACCUAAAGUGUUGCCUUUGCAUCUGAGAACAAAAGGUGGUGUUAGAUGUUGGUCUAAGCUCUGAGAGUGCUGAAACUCACUUCAGUUAAUAUCUUGGAAACUAUAGAUGUAAAAUUUCCAGAAACGUUGAAGCCAUGAGAAAAAAAACAGCUGUUUUUUCCUGGGUGGGGAAAACUAUUUUACACCAUUUACAGCGAUUUUACACCAUUUCUCAAUGUACUCACCAGGUGCAUUCACAUUCUGCUAUAGACAGACAAAUCUAUUGAUUUUGUUGUGUCUCGUUUUUUCAUUUUACAGUCUUAAGUUCCAUUCACCACCUUUCUGCAUCACUUUGUAAUUUAAAAAAAAAAAUCAUCUUGAAGUUUUGCGACAAUGUAGUACACAUUUCUCUUAAUGUACCCACCAAGGUAUGGAUUUUAACAAUUCCCCCCAAUAUGCACCUUUUUGCAUGAACAGUGUUUGAUUGGAGAAUUGUAUUGUAAGAUUCUUAGAAGGAUGCAUUUCAAAAGACAGCUGUGUUUUAGUUUAUGUAUUGUUUUGGGAAGUGUGAAUUAAACCAAAUUUAUCCUCCAGGCCUACAUUCUAUAAUGUAGGGUAUAAAUUUCAAUAAUUUGGAGCAGCCCUUUCUUGGGACCAUUUGUGGGGUGAAAUGGCCCUAAGAGAAAGAGAAAUAGCUGGAUUUAAUUGCUUUCUGCAUGGUUAGUGCAGAAGGAUUACAAUUACUGGUAGCUUGAAGCUUUAUUUCCACUGAAGUGAAUGCAUUGUUGGACUGUAUUGAAGAGAUUUUUCUCAAUCUCUAGUAGUGGAUUAAGACCAUUAAUUACCAGGCUCUUGCUAUGAGUCAGUAAAAUGGAAAGGUGGGUGCCUGUCCGUUCUGUGGGGGAGGGGUGUACACACCUACCCACACCCAUAAUGACUCCUGCUGCUUUCUUGCUGGCUCUACCUCGGAAGUAAUUUGUGGUCAGCACCAAGGCAGUUCUUUCUAACCCCAUUUGUCAGGCUCUCCUCUCUGCUUCCCUUUGUUAAUCAGGCUGCCAGUGAGAUGCGCUUGCAGCUGCCUAUAAUUAUUAGAUUUGGUAAAGCUGACUUUUAAAAGCAGAAGGGAGGUGGGGAAAGGAUCUGAAAAACAGUUACAAACUUUAACCAGUCCUCUGAAUGCAGCUGUUAAGAUUUUGUUUUAAAGCCGACAAGAUCAAAUUAGCUGUCUAAAGGUCAGUGCAGUCAUUUAAAUUCAUAUUAAAGUGGAGUAAUAUUCAUUUGUGCUGACUUGUCCUACAAUUGGAGGGUGGUGGUAUAUCCGUUCUCUUUUUCUAGGAAGAGAACUCAAGAGACAUUAUUAAAGCAGACAGUUGAUGUACCUUUUAAGGGGCUUUAACUAAGAACUGGGACCAUGUGCAAGGCGCUUUGUUGCCCAUGUGAAAGGGAUAGCAUAGCUAAACAUUGGAGGCUUGGGGAGGUUAGGUUGGUUUGGGGUUCAGUAUUUUCAACCCAGUAUAUCUAAAUGUUUGCUCAAAGCAGUGGUGGGGACCCUGUGGCUCUCUCAAUAUUGUUGGACUACAACUCCUCAUCCUUAGCCAGGAUGUCCAGUGGGCAGAGAAAAGGGGAGUUGUAAUCUAAAUAUCUGGAGGGCCACAGAUUUCCCCCCUUAAGGUGCAGGUGUUAUAAAUGGGGUCUUUUUGACAUUAUUAAAGACCCCAAGAUUAGGCUAACAGAAGCAGUUGGUGCUGCUGCUUAUAUGCUUUGGUGAUGGGCAUCUUGGGAAUUUCACAUCUCUGGGGAUUCUGUUCCUAGACAGGGUGUUGAUAAUAAAAAUUCUGUUAACUCAAAAGUGGUAUAUGUGUGUGAAUGAGAGGGAGAGGGGAGCUAAAAAAGCAUUGGCUUACCAUGGCAAAAGCCUUGUAUUCUGUUUAAACAGUCUGACUGAGAGCCAUUUUAAUGUAGCUUUCGUUUGACUUCUACAGGGCAGUGGCUUGUAAUAUGAGGGAUUUCAGUUUGGCUUGCCUCUGCUCUUGCAGUGGCCUGGUGGAAAGAUGUUGGCCAGGUCAGGGUUCUGAAUUAAAAACCCAGAGUUGUGUGUUUGCCUUUGUACAUGAUUUGCAGAAGGAUUAAUACGCAGUGCAAAACAUAAGACUUGCUGCUUGAUCGUACGCACUCCUGUAGCUGUUGCAACACAAGCAGAGACUUCUACUGCAGCAUCCUGUGCAAGGAAAGCUGAGCAGACCAGCACUAUCCUACCUUGCUUCCUUCUGGAAUCAGACGAGCACCACCUUCCCUGUUUCACUUUUUGCCGGCUCUGAGCCUCUGUGGCACAAGGAAAUUUCCCUUCCCUCAAAUAUAAGAAGCAGCAACUUCUUCAGCUGGGUGGUAGGGGUGGAUCUGCCUGCUUGCAUGGGAGAAGGAGCCAGAGCCCUUGACCCCUGCUGUGCCUCAUGUGCAACAGAGCCUGGGAUCAAGCCCUUAGUCCUCCUUGGCCCUUUCAAAGCCACCAUAGUUGCACUUUGCCAAGCCAGCCACCUUAACAUUGAGCUGAUGUUUUUAAAAUUUCUUGUUUUUCUUUGUCUGUGCAGAGGCUGAAAAGGUUUUGAAUAUUCACCGCACUUAUUUAUUUGGGAAGAAAACCCCUCCCCAUACAAACAGGCCAACAAAUUCCUCUUAGACCAAACCUUCAACAACGCAGUCCUUUGGAUAAUGGACACUUGUUACUCUUUGUUUGAUUACAUCUCAAUUAUCACUUGAUGGCAAGAGCACAAUUAAUACCCUAGGUUGUUUGUUAAAAAACUCCUAAUUAAAACCGAUUCCUGCUUUUUCCUUGUGUGUGUAUAAAAGCCAGCAUUCUGUCAGGCUGCUGAAUUGUGAGCGAGCUCUCCAUUCAGCCAGGCAAAAGACACCAUUAAUUGGUGAGUGGGAUUUUCGUGGCAGAAUCAGCACAGCCCGUCUGAGUGCCAAUCUUUACUGCCACUUAAAGGAGGAAACUCCUCACCUUCCCUCCCAGACUGCUGUGGGAAGGGUAUCACUCUCUGCUGUAUAGGACAUGUCUACACUGCAGUCCACUGCGCCACACGCUUGCAAGGCAGUGGUUUGCAGAACUGUCAUCGCCUUUAGACCUGAUCAUUAUCCCUUGUAACUUCUGCCAAAUUCAAAGGGAAAAUGCUCCAUUCUGUUUAUGCAGCAGUGGGCUAAGCUUUGCCAGCAAAGUCUGGCUUCAGGCAUCAGUGCUGGUGGCUGCUUGAGAUUUUUUGGUUUGGUUUGGUUUUUCUGCUGCCUGCUAGAUUAAGGAUUGGGACAACGCUGCAAACCAAGUGCAUAAAAAUUUCUAUCUCACAACAUUAUUUUUGUUUUAGUCUGCUUGACCAUACAUCAUUCAUUCAUUUGAAUGUACCACUCUGAUUGUAUUUACAGUUGCUUGUCCUGAGAUGUGUUGUGUUUUAUAGUAGCCGUGUUUGUACAUAAUAAUGCUAAUAUAUAAAGCAAGUUUCGUAAGCCAUAUUGUAAAUAUGUUGCAAGCUAGUGUUCAUAGCUCAAAUAUUUUCACUUUGUGGCCCCAUUUGCACAAGCAGGUAAAGAAGCAUGAUGUCUGAAUCUAGGUUGGGACACCAUAAGAAGCUCUUCGUUUUAUUAAUUAUUUAUUAUUCAUUUCAUUUCUCUACUAAUUUAUAUUUUUAAGAAAGCAGUUUACAACCUACCCUAAAACAUCAAAUAAAAACAAUCCAAAAUAAAACACUGCAGAAGAAAGUCAAAUAUAAAGUAUACAUUGAAAUCAAUAUUACCUGAAAAAUUUCAAAAUAAAACAUUGCAAAAGAAGUCAGUUCCAGAAUGCAUAUUUAACGCAGCAAAGUUAACAAAAAAAUAUUUAUUUCAAAAGAAAACAUUACUAAACAAAGUCAAAUAUAUAAUGCACAUUUAAAAUAUAAUCAGCAAGAGAAUAAAAUAUUAAGCAUAGAACAUACCUACUGCUGUUGCUGCCAGUGGUGAUUCAUGGCAGGUGGCAGCUGUGGAAGCUCAGUCACCUGAGUCUGCAAACAUGGCCUUCGGCCCUUUUGUAGCUGAAGUCAGUCAGAGCCUCACCCAGGCUAGAACGGAAAAGGCCUGCAAGAAAGGGAGCAGGUCUUCCAGGACUCACAGCCAGGAUAUCAUGGUUGGAAUACCCACUUGUAUAGUGGGAAUGUUUUCACAGAUUAUUUUUACUGUUGUUAGCCGCUCUGAGCCCGGCUUUGGCUGGGAAGGGUGGGAUAUAAAUAAAUAAAUGAUGAUGAUGAUGAUGAUGAAACCAAGCUCUAUGCCUUCAGUUAUCUAUAGAAAGUUGUAUAAUUGUUAUCUCUUAGAUGGGAGGGCAUUCCACAAGGUGGGCACCACUCCCGAGAAGGCCGUCUUCUUGGUUCCCCGUACCUUCUUCUCACAAUGAGGGAACCGCCAGAAGGCCCUCGGAACUGGACCUUAGUGCCUGGGCUGAACGAUGGGGGUGGGGAUGCUCCUUCAGGUAUACAGGGCUGAAGCUGUUUGGUGCUUUGAAGGUCAACACCAACACUUUGAAUUGUACUCAGAAAUGCACUGGGAAACAAUGUAGAUCUUUUAGGACUGGUGUUAUAUGGUCUCUGGUGGCUGCUCCCAGUCAUCAGUCUGGUGGUCACAUUCUGGGUUGAUUGUAGUUUCUGAGUCACCUUCAAAGGUAACCCCAUGUAGAGUGUAUUGACCUGCACCACCAUGGACAGCUGAGAGUCCAAGACUGUGGACUUGGUUCUUUAGGGGUAUAGUUACCCCAUUCAGGACCAGGAAGUCCCCCAGACCUGCCUGACCCCUGUCCCUCAGAAACAGUACUUCUAUCUUGUCGAGAUUCAACCUCGAUCCAACCUCCAACUGCAUCCAGACCCUCACACAGGACGUUCACUGUCUUCACUAGUUGUGAUUUAAAUGAAAGGUAGAGUUGGGUAUCAUCUGCAUACUGGUGAACACUCAGCCCUGUCUCCCUGAUGAUCUCUCCCAGUGGUUUCAUAUAGAAAUAACAGUUGGUCUGUCAAGUUGUUUGCUGUUUAUUCUGAUUGGUAGUGGCUCUCCAAGGUCCCAGGAGGAGGAAAUUCCUGGCCCUGAUAUAUGAAAUCUUUUAACUGGAUUGGCCAGGGUUUGAACUUGGGACCUUCUGCAUUCAAAUCAUGUGCUCUGCCUCUAAUAGGCAGUGCUCAUCCCAUGGAGUUCAUUUAAUUUUAGUCUAUGUGCUUCUUCAUAGGGGCCUCUUUUCCAUCUCCACUUCCCAUCUGCCCAGAGUACCCUGUGCACCUGACCUGUGAGCAACACUCAUGCUCUCCUCUCCUUUUCUAUUCCUGGCCCCAGCAGUCUUGUGGGUGGCCUUGAGAAAAAUCAGAAUAAAUUAUGCAGAAAAUACGGAUUUGCUUUGUUUGCAUAGUGGAUUUGGUUACAGAAUUUGGUGUUGUGUUUAUUGCAUAUAGAAACUAGAUCACCUCUCUUUUGUUCAGGAUAUCUGCAGUCCUGUGUAUGAAUUGCAAAAACAUUCGCCAUUGUAGAAGACUUGUGCGCUAACUGAACCCCUUAGAAUAAAAAAGAUAAACACUUUUUUUAGAUCUUUUUAAAGGAGAUGGUCUUCUUCCUGUCUCUGUUUCACCUGAAACUAGACAGCUUUUCCUGAAAUGGCUUCUAGUUGGAUUCCCCUUUUGAGAAUCUCUGUGUAAGAGAUACCCAACUCUCACCCCUGAGACUGCUGGUACAAGGUUCCAGCUUCUGAGUACAGCAUCUGUUUGAUCUGAAACAAGGAGGGUUUGGCUUCUUGCAGUGAUAAAGGAACUGCUCCCCUAGGAUUGUUCCUUGUCGCAGCAAAGUGAGCCAGCACUCAGGUGUUGCUAAUUUCAAAGUACAAAAGUGCAGCAAUAAAGAGGCCACUUGGAUGCUUGUGUAGCCUGAGAAUCAGUCUCAGGCAGGCAGUCCCUACUUGGCCUUUGACAUUGAAAUGCCCGAAUUACUAAGCACAUAUUGUAACUUUAUGGCAACCAGAAACAUAACAUUUAUAAUUCUGUAUUUCACUUAACUUUACAAGGCUUUUUCUACUGUUUGCCAUUCAUGAAGCCUUGCCAGUUGUUGCAGCCCACCCCAGUAUCUCAUAAUUCAGUUCCAAAGUGGAAGCCAGACACUCAGUCUGAAAGUCAGAUUUUAAAUUGGUCUCUGGCUUGUGUGCUCUUCUCUCUCUCUCUCCUCUAUCUCCCAUCUCUCUCUCUCUCUCUCUCUCUCUCUCUCUCUCUCUGCGUGCACUUAGGUGAUAGUAUGUUAUUCUAUUUCUCCCCCUCUCCUUCAAACACACACUCACUUCUCCAAAACUGCAACUGAGAGGGAAUCGGUCACUCAAAACCACAAGUCUGCAACCUAGCUGGAAUUUGAACUUGGUUAUCCAAGUUUACCAUUCUUCCUGCUGAACUAUACUAUAAUUUAUUCUUUUCUCACAGAGUAUGAUUGUCGAAAAAGAACAAAUCUUUAGGACUCUUAACACCUACCUUCCAAUGGCGAUUGCUCCCUGGUGGAUUAUUUCUCCCAUCCACACUAACUUCAUUUCAUUAAUAGGGCACAAUUUGAGAUGCUAGCUUUGACCCACAAAGCCCAAAAUGGUUUUGGACCCUUCAAGGAGUGACUUCCUGCCUAUCUCCGACUUGAUUUUCUUCAUCUGAUAGAGCCCUCAUUAAAUAUGCAAUACAGUAUGUUGGACAAAUUCAAAACCACAUAGAGAUGUUUUCUGUGGGUGAACAUAUAUGAGGGCUACAUUAGGAGUAUAUCUUUAAAAUGUCUAUGGUUUUGGGUAUUGUUUUGUGAUCUUUUAUGGUUUACUGUUGUAUUUCAUAAAGUACGUUCCCUAAACCCAUGUGGAUGGGGCAGAUUUUAAGUCCAAUAAACAAAGAAAAUAUUUUUCAGGUAUUGCCAGUUUGUAGUGGUUUGGCACAGUUGAUACACCAUUGAAUGCAAUUUUAAUGUACAGCUGUAUUUUUUUUAUUUUUAAAAAACCCUUUAGCUCAGCUCAUGAAGUUCACUAGCUGCAUUGAUAAAGAAUAUCAUGUGCAUUAAUGGAGGGCUCUGGGCCAUUAGCUGUGCUUUGUAAAAUGCUUUAUCGUGGCCUUGUACCCUGCGCAUUUGCAAUUGCGUCUGUUAAUGCUCCUUAUUUUUCUUUAUGAUGAGGGUUGGGUGAGGCAAGAUGGGGAGGAGGGGGAAACACCCACUUCUCGAUUCUUCUCUGGAUUUCUGCACUGUAAUGAUGGCACCAUCACCUGACUCUCAGGAAAGGCUGGCCUGCCUUGAAUUGUGGGGUGACUGGCUCUUUUCAGCAUGCUUUAAUCUUGGUUCUGUUGCAUCCCCCACGUUCCUGAUUUUAAUUGUGUAGCUGCUGCCGUAUAGCAUUUCCUAUGCCGACGAUGACCGACAUAUGUUAAACAUACCACGCCCAGCCUUAUCGCUUGCUGAAACAUUUGUUUGGCUUUUGAAACCUUUUUCUGCAUGGCAUAUUUUCUCCCUUUUGUAGCCAGCCACAAUCACUAGUUUGAGGUUAAAUACACGCUGCAGAAUAAUAAUGUUAUUAUAUCGCGUAUGGAUUUGUGCGUUACGUGUGACUGCAAUGCAUGUGAGUGUGUGAAUUAGAAAAUACAUGCAUAGGUACAUCUCAGACAGUGUAUAUUAUUUGGCUUCUUAGUGAACCCCAGCAGCACCCAGAUCUAACCUCGUCAAGAAUGCAAGCAACAUAUUUUAGUGAACAAAGGUGCCAAUCAGUCCGCCAGCCAUCAGUGUGUAAAUAAGAAUGCAGACAUUGUUCCAGAGUCUUCUGUGAGUCUUAAGAUGGCAGAAUCACAUUUCUAUAUAAUAAUGAUGAUCUGGCUGUCCCUUAUUGCAGCCUCGUGUUUUGUGCAAAUUCAUGGCGGCUUGUGAAGAGAAUAGCUUUACAAGCUGGUGUUGCAAUGUGUAGCCACAGCCCUGCACCUCCAGUGCAGGAAAUGCAUUUUCCACAUUAACCAAACAUGACAGCUGAAACGGUUAUUAACCAUGCAAGAUGUCGGAAGUCAUCAAAAAUUCACAUUGGAGUAAUUGCAGUGGCUUGGGGGUGGGGGUGGGAAAAAUAAAUCCUUGUUAAAUCUUUCUCUGCUUGCAUCUCAUCUUUUCCUUCCCUUCUCUCCUCCCUGCUCUUAAAUCUUACAUGGUACAUUCCAUUAACAAUAAAGUAUCCUUCUGUAACCUAUAAACGCUCCCUUCAGUAACUGGUUUCACACCAGUGCUGCCUAUCCUUGGUGAAGGACAGCCCUGAGCAAAUGCCACCGCUGCUUUGCUGGCAGUGGUGUUCCACUGUGGGAACAGCUGCUUUCUCAUUGUCUUGCUGGACUCUUCACUGUCUCAGCCAUAGCAGAGCUUGCAGGGGGUUUCCCACCCUUGAGAAGAAAAACUGUGAGCUCUGAUACAGGAAGAUUUGAGGUGCCUGGAACCAAAUGCCAGGCAUUUAAAGUAUUGCAACUCACCCCGACAAGGUUUGUAACUUCUCGUUCUGUAGCCCACAAGAUAGGAAAUGCAUUUUACACAUUGUUUGUUUGUUUAAAUGCGUGUAUAUUUAACACACAAAGAACUCAAUCUUGAACAGUUUCUUUUCUGUGGUAAUGAAAGAUACAAAUGUGGAUUGUUUUUAAAUAUGUAGAAAUUGGGAGUUAAUUUAGAAAAAUAACUGUGAUAAUUUUAAAAUAAAAUAUUAGAUUUUUGCUUUGCUAAUUCCCCUUCUCCCUUUGAAACAGUUGUAAGGGAGGGGCGUCUGUUGUCUGCUUUUAAAAUAUAUCCAUUUAUUCACCUCCUUAGAAUCCUUUGCUGCUUAUUUUCUUAAAAUGUAGGCAAAAGUCAGGAGUACUACAUUUUUAAGGUGCAGCCUGCUGAUUUCAUUGAAGAUAUCACCAUCCUUGGGUGGUAGAUUUUUUCAAAGAGAAAUAUCUGUAAAUUGGAUUUAUGGUAUAACUGUGGUGGAAAUCUGUAUAUGUUCCAGUUUGUAUAGACACUUGCUUUAUAUUCUUAGAAAUUCAGUUGUGAAAUAUAUAGAUGAAGCCCUAAUUUUAAGGGAGGGUGUCAAUAAAUAAAAGAGUUAUUACUUAUUUCCUGCUUUUCUCCCCCACUGAAAGUGGUUUGAAUUAAGUAUAAUUGACAGUCACUUUUUAUCUUGUUAGGUUUUGGGCAUGAGUCAGUACUCUGAACUUAGAAUUUCUUAGCCAUGUAAAACAACGAAGGAGAGAGAGAGAGAGCGCACAUAUUUCUGUGGAGUGGCUGAUUUGGUUUUGUCUGUAACAGUAUUCUACCUUCAUUGGGGAAGCUAAGCUAAAGAAAGGUUUCUGUUUUAUACAUCUCUUGAUGUGGUACAGGCAGUUAAGGAUUCAUCCAACCAGUUUAGAGGUUGUACUUUAAAAUCAUUAAGGUAUAGACUGAACGGUUGCCUGGUCCCUUUUCCUUGUUCCAUGAGAAAUGCGACAACUAGCUUGGCACACAGAUGUUGCUGUGUGGCAACAUUCUUUGACCAAACAGUUGUGUGUUAAGCCUGGUUUAAAAGGGAGCAUUGCUACAGAGACAGCCUGGCAAUCCCAUAUAUAUAUAUAUGGAUGAAUGAGAGAGGAGAGACAAUGAGAUGUUCAUGCAAAGAUGGAGCUUGCCACUGUCCCUAAGUGGGAGAUGCCUCAGUUAUUCUUGCAGUUUUGCACUGUCUUAUAGCAAAUUAUUUUCCUUUGUCUGAAGAGGGUGGGAACCAGAGUUCAAAUAUGAGCUCUGUAAAUCAACGUAUGGGGAGGUGGGAGGGGGAGACACCUAAAUCCCCAUCUAGAAUCCCUAGGUCCAGCUUGCUUCUUUUAAAACCAUGCUCUGGGUGUUUUUUGAGUUGCAGUUGUCUUGUGUGUUUGUGAUUAAAAUGUUUAGCUUUCAUGCCUUUUUAACAUAUCACAUACAUUCUAUAGAAGAGAGUAUGCAUUUUAUUUUUUAUUUUAAAAAAUGAGGGUGUGGAUAUGCAUACUGUUGAAUGAGGGAAAAUGGAAACCUUUUGUCUUCUGUGUGUCUUUAUCACAUUGGUCUCAUGGUCAUAAGUGUGAAAAAGUUUAAAAUGGGGAAUUUAUUGUAGAAGCAGUGUUUCUUCAUCAAGCCUACAAUAAUUAAUGGACAUAAAUGACUUAUUAUAGCAGGAAUUGAUAAAAUACAUGGUUAUUAUUAAAUAAGUUUUGUAGAUUGUGUUAAAUAAUGUUUCAUACAUCAAAUUUCUAUACACAUUUAAUUUGUAUAAUGUGUUUAGGAACUAUAUCCAUUUUUAAUUAUGUACCAUUUUUAUAAGGCCAAAUGUUUUAACAGAAAUGAAAUUAAUUCCAGCCUUAUCACCACCUAUUUAAAACUUUUUUUGCUCAAGAGUGAUUCUUUCUCUCCCCCCCCCCCCCCGCUAUCAGAGGAGGAAUAGUAUUUGUUUCUCACUCUAAUCAUCUCUUUAACAAAUGAUUCAUUAAUUUCCAAUGGUAUUGUUGCAAUUUGUCUUAUUUGAAUUUAAGAUUCAUGGGUGACUGUCUUGGUGCAAUGUAUGAGAUAACUAUUUAAAGUAGACACCUGAAGUCUCAGAUCUGUUGAUUCUUCCAAAUUGCCUCACCCCACCCUAAUGUAUUAAUAUCAAGUAUCGUAUUUUUAUUCUUGCUGCCCCUUUGUUGUAAUCUUAUACGCAUUGAUCAUACUAGUCUGGGAAAAAUAGGUUGUAGCUUUGAAAGUUUGAUUGUGACAAAGUUCUUCCAACCCUUCAAAUGCUCAGAAAGAAAAUUAUUAAAUGACAUUUUCAAAAGUGUCGCAGUGAGUGAGCGUGUCCAUCUCCUGGUUCUGCAUUUUGCAUCUCCAUUUAACUUGGUUAUCAUAUUUCAGUGCUUGCAAUAUACCGAGAAAGCUUUUUCGAAACAGGCGUUGCCCAGCAAGUGGGCGUUGGUGUGUGCAGAUGCUGAACACUUGGUAGAUGGAAGGUGGGGUAGUGGGGAAGCUUAUAACUCUUGGCUUUUUUACAGAAACUGCAAGAUCCUUAGUGUUUCCAGGGAAAAGAAUCAUAAGCAGGUACAUGGGAUUGUCUCAGGGCAAGAAAAAUGAAGUGGUUAAAAUCAGUUGUAUUUUAGGUCUGGGGAAGCUUUCAAGCUUAAAGAAACAAAGCUAAAAUGAACCAAAGAGUGUGAAAUGUGGGCAGCAAAGAAGCUUUAAAAAAAAUGUGUUUGAGCACAUGCACUACAUUUUAAUGUAGUUGUUGUGAAGCAUAUAGCUCCAUUUGCAAUAGUACAAAAAUAUAUGUGUCGGUAAAAACCCAGCUAUGGAAAUGCUUCUGAAAAGCUGCAGAUGAAGCAUUUCUGACAGGGAGCUAGAGGGCUGACUGUUGAAAAAAAGGAGAGAUAUCAUGUGAACAGGAGUAACAUGGUAAAGACAGAGGAGUUGCCUUUUCAGCCUAAGAAACUCAGUAGGACAGAGGAUCAGUGACAGUGUUAAUUGCUGGGUGGUUUUCUUAUAUAUUUUAGAGGGGCUAUUGGUUUUGGUUUUGAUUUUUGGAUGGCAUUCCAGGAAAGCUGUUCAUUGAUAUAAUUCAUUUGAAGCCAAUGAUUCUACACCAAUGGUGAGGUUUUUAUCAGCUAAUUUAUGAUGGCUUUUAAAGUGUUUCUAAUAUGAUGAAUGUUAAAAUCAGGCUUCUUUGCAAUGGCAAAAGUGCAGUGUUGUGUCCAGGUAGACACUGGAGAUAGAUGGUGUGUGUGUGUGUUACUUUUUCCUUUUUUUCCAAAAAAUAAACUUCUCUUUGGGUAACAAGUUUAUGCAUGGCUACUCAGAAGUAAGCCCUGUUGAGUACAGUUGGGGCUUACUCCCAGGUAAGCGAGUAUAGGAUUGUAGCCCAAGUCCCUAUGGCUCAUGGAGCUUCUCUUUGUCUUUAUAUUGGGAAACAGACUCCCCUACCUCUUGUAUUCCCAAAGAAAGCCUCUUUCCAUUGAUUUUUCAUAAUAUCCUAACCCUGCUUGAAUGCAUUGAAUGCUGAGAGCUAAGGCGGGGUCCUGGAGUAGCAGAAUUGUGCUUUUCUGCCCCUUGUACCUGAGGACAGUGCAAUAGCAGAAACCACAGCUACAUAAAAGAAGGAAGGGUAAAAAGACACAUCUAGAUUAUUUUGAGGUUGUUUGAGAAAGAAAGCAUUAAUGUUGCUUGCUUGAAAAAUAAAAGGCAUACGUGUAACUUCAGUACUAAAAUGGCAGCAAAAAGCAAUAAAAUGGCGUCACGAGGAAAAAUUAGUUAACUAGCCUGAUUUCAGGGCGUUCCCCUUGCUCAUUCUAAGGAAGAUGAUUCUUUUCAGUUCUGGUUGCUGCCAGUUAUGACCAUCAUUUUUCAGUUUCCAUUCUAGAACCAGAAAUAGCUCCUUUUUCCUUUUCUAUACCUUUGCAUCCAGUUUUGUGCAAGUGUAUAUGGGAGCCUCUUUAAUGGAAAAUUAUAUUUGAAAUUAUCUUUUUCUUAUUACAGCAUUUCUCCAUUCUAAGAAUAAACUAUCAUUUAAAAGGACUCUGUCUGUGUGCCUCAGAAGAUUAACCUUUCUUUCAAAUAACCAUGCUUGGCUCCUUAGAAGCAUCAUAUGAGUUCCUGCAACUUAAUGUGAGGGGACAGGACAUCAGUGGAAAUGGUCAAUUUGUGGUUUAGAACAGGUGUUCUAUCGGGGUGCCAUACACAGUAGCAUAUAUCCAGCUAUAAGUAUAACGGCGUGCCAAUGCUCAAGAUGGCUUGUCAGAGCAUUUGAAGCACUGGCCCCAGCAUUUCACUAGGUAUAGUUCAGCCAGCACAUAGAAUGUGGAGUUGCAAGAGCUUGCAGAACUACUUACAGAACUGACUUUAUGAAGUCUGUAUAUUGCUGAGCCCAGAGGAAGGCUGAAAGCAGGAUGUAUACUUUUAAUGUAAAAAUUAGUUUAAUUUUUCUGUCAUCACCAUUAUUAGUUAUAAUAAUCUCUGGUCCAAAAAAACACAACAACUGUGACAGAAUUCCUGUCCAGAAAUCUGUGACAUAGCUUGGUUGUAGUGAAACCAAAUAAGGGUUUAAUUUAUUUGUUUGAUAGUAAACAAAUAUUCACUGACCCCAAAUUUAGGUCCAGGCUAUCAACUGGGACACAGACCUUCAAAUGAUGAUAAAUUUCCAAUAGGUGGUAAGAGGUCUUUUCCUGUCCCUUCUGCAAAUUCUCAGCUAUGAACUAAAUUAUUUUGUCAAAAAUAAUGGUCAUCAAGAACUGAGAAGAAUAUUGUUGGAGCCUUGGAGCAUUAAAGACCAUCUGCUAAUAGUGAAAUAUUAGGUGAAAGAAAAAACAAAUGCACUAAUUUUAUUUUUAUUUUUUUCUACGUAUUUAUGUAGCUCAAACUUUGAAGUAGUAUUACAUGGAUUUAUAAUUACAGUGGUACCUCGGGUUACAUACACUUCAGGUUACAUACGCUUCAGGUUACAGACUCCGCUAACCCAGAAAUAGUGCUUCAGGUUAAGAACUUUGCUUCAGGAUGAGAACAGAAAUGCUCCGGCGGUAUAGCGGCAGUGGGCGGCCCCAUUAGCUAAAGUGGUCUUCAGGUUAAGAACAGUUUCAGGUUAAGAACGGACCUCCGGAACGAAUUAAGUACCACUGUACUCUCUUUAACAGAUUAUUAACUCAAAGUAGAUUUACUGCCUGGUGGAGGUGGAAUUGACUCCUAGAGACAGCUCAAAACUGAACCUUGCCAUGCACUCGUAUGCCCCAUUCAUAUUGCAUGCAUUUUUAAAGCUUAACAAGUGUCUGGUGCCAAGCAUGAAAUGUCAGCGUUAAUAUACAUUUCAACAGAAAUAAAUUACAAGCAGAAUUAGAUUAAAUCAUGAUCGACUAAUGGUACCCGUCGCAAUGCUUUGAGUUAGAAAUUUUAAUUUAAAAAACAAACAAACUGAUGAAGUUAUUUCAGAAUUUGAAGGUUAAAAUGGCUGCCGGCACCAUUGCUGCUGCUGUUGUCAGAAGCACCCUCAUAAAAAUGGAGGUCAGUGACAGUAAAAUUAGUCCCGCCUCCUCCUCCUCCUCCUUUUUCUUCUUCAUGUUUGCAUGCUUUCUGCAUACUUACUGGCGAAAUUGCCAUUCCAAAUGGCAUUGUCUCAUAUACCAAACUUAUUCAGGGUGGUUAGCUCAGUUUGCUUUGGAUAUCCAAACCCUUCAGCUGGCACCCAAAUAUUAAAUGCGGAGCCCUUGUCAAAUUUCCAGUUGUAAUUGAACUUCUCUUUUAAACAUCCCUAUAUUGGGUCUGAUCCAUCCUUCAUGGCUGCAGCUUUAAUUUCAUUGUGGGCUGUAUGUAUCUCAGUCUGAGCUUUCCUGAAAUGAAUGGAGAUGACUCAGCAGUCAUUUUGAUGGGUUGCGUCCAUUGUCUGCAGCAAUGCAGCUAUUUGAAGCCUUAUGUGAGGACUGUGAUUCCUUCUCUAUGCACAUGUUGGAGUUUUACUGGGGUGGGUACUAAAUUCCAAGACCACCUCACCUGUCAGCCUUGUUCUAAACUUGAUUUAAAAUUCCCUUUCUACUUCGCACAUCAUUUAGUUUCAAACAAAAGAAACGAUCACAUUUGUAUAUAUAGUUGCUAAAACACAUUUACGAACCUUGAUACCACAUGUGGUCUAUCAUUUUGUUGUCAAGUUAGAGAGAGCUGCUGCAUUUGCUUUUUUAUUUAAGGGUAUUCUAGAUGCUCACAAGUCUGCAGUGCAGCACAGUGCAAUAACUCAUAGUGAGCUGGUUCAGGUGUAAUGCCAAACCAUGGUUUGGUGUGAUAAGAGCAAGCCUUCAGGGAGGUUGAGGCCAUGCUCCCUGCCUUUUCCUCCCACCCUCUAUGCUGUAGUUCCUUCUCUACUUCACCAAGCCUUUAUUAGGCACUACAAAUACAGGCCAUCAUAAAACAUCCAUAUAUAAAAUGUUAAAAUAUAUACAAAAAUAGCCAUGUAAAAUAUGUAAUAACGAGGGUUUUCGUUGGAGUUUCUUCCCGCUAAAUAGUACCAUUCACUACUCUUAAGAGAUACUAUUGACAAAGACUCAGCUACGCUUGCAGUUACUUCUGAGUCAGACAGAUAGAAUCUGAUAUUUUCAUUGUGCGGUGAUGUUAGACUACCCAAAAAAGGGGAUAGCACACGUUUGUGUAACUGGUUGUAGAAUGGACAGUAGAAAAUAAUAUGUUCUACAGUGUCUGGUACAUUCAGUGUCUAUUGUUUAUGGGGAUGUUUAAAUAUCUGUCCUUGACAAAAGCUGAGGGGAAAAUGUUGAGUCAGGCUAACAUGAAGGACCUAUGUUGGAAUAGAAUUAUUAAUUUUGAAAUAUAAGUUCCCCUGUUAUCUGUUGUAUUUAAACCAUAGAACUUGGGGGAGCAAUUUUUUUUUACAGCUGACGCAAUGUUUCGUUUUUCAAUGUCCCUUAAUCUGGUUUGAAUAUUGUGAUAAAUAUAUCGCUCAUAAUUCCCUCUCUCUAUUCCUAGUUUGAGGCAAGCUAUAGUUCACCCUAACCCAACAAACCUAAUAUUUACAUUUGCCCUGCAAACCAGGGUUGCAAUCCAUAACCAAAUCACAAUUUGCUAGUUUAGACCAAACAGCAAGUGGGUUGCCUCAAACAAGGAGAUGGAUUACUACAUUGGGGUUGUGUUUCAGAGACCCAAGACUCCAGUUUAUUGUAGUCUCAAAUCAUAAUUUGGUGUUAUAUCUGAACAAGCUCAACAUCUAACCCUUCACAGUUUUGUUACCUUAAGAAAACUCUGGAAGAAGGUCUUCAGUGAUAUGUACUUGGUAGGGAUGGUCCUAGUCAUUUGCCCUGCAUGAUUCACAGAUUGCAGCCUAGGAUCCCUUGUAAUGCUGCAAACAAUCUUGGGCCUGCCUCUGAGUUGUCUUCUACUUCUUUUGGUGGCUCUGAAAAUAAUGCCAUACCAAACAACUGUGUUGUUAGUGCAGAUGGGCUGUCUCUAACAGAAUGUCUGGUUUUUUGCUUGGUUUAACGCCCUGUCCACGACUUCCUGCUCACCAUCUUUUCUGCUCUAUGAUCAGCAUGUUCUACUUUCCUUGUAAAGAAUCCUCAUACAGAAUUGUCUCUGAAUGAUGUUGUCAGAGUCUGUAAUCCAAUUAUGAUUUUGCAUGUGUAACGAGAACAGCCCUGAAGCUAAGUUGGCAUACCCUGCAGGUGCCUUCUCUUCAAUGUAAGUGUCUUGAUUAUUGGUUCCUAUUUUUUAUUUGGUUGCCUAUCAUAUUGUAUUGUUUACAUUUCAAAUGCUACAGCUCUGAUACUAAAUAUUCCCCAGAAAGACAUAUUUUCCCCAAUUUCUCCGUGGCAUAGAAGAGACAUCAAUUUGUCUACAUUUUCAGUAAUGUUCCAUGAAGUUCUGAUGGAGCCAAAAAAAGGAGAACAAAAUUGGAGCUAAACAAAAUUGGAGCUGUUUGUGCUCUGGCUCCUUGACCUUCGCUAACAAGGACUGUCCCUGUUCAUCGUCUGCUGGCAGGAACUGUGCCGUCUAGCAGUAACGUCCUUAUUUUGCAAGCAUCGCCUAAGUGACUGGCAUGGCCUGUUUGCAGGUAGUAUAUGUUAAAUGGGCUCUUAAAGCAUUUCUGAUGGAAUAAAACAAUCUUCCCUGCCUCUCACUCCUUUGGUGGUGCCCUGUCUUUACUUGUGCUCUUUUUAAAAGCAGCUUUUCAAACUACGUUUGUUCUUGUUCAAACACAUGCAUCUAAGUGUGCAAAAGUGACGUCGGAAGGAGUGAGAACCAGAGUUUCGUUAAAGGAUCUCUCCUAGUCAUUCCUGGAGAUGACUAGGAUUGAACCUGGGACCUUCUGUAUGCAAAGCAUGUGUUCUGCCCAUGCAUUCUGCCCCUUUCUCCUAAUCAUAGCCACUAGAAGGAACCAGAAAGUGAUAAACUGGGCAAAAUUAAAAACUGCAGCCAAGUAGUCAUAAACUGUUUAUGCCACAGCCAAAUGAUCUAUAAUUGUCAUCUUGGCUUUUCAGUGGUCCUGCUUGUUUACUUUGUAUCAAAGUUGUAUAAGGUAUCUAACUCCCUUUGUUUUAAUUUAUUAAAUAGGAAGGACUGAACUCUGCCUGUUUCUUAACUGGUCUUGACCAUUCUGAUUUUGUUCUUAAUCUUCUCUCUUGCAUCUUCCAUGUAAUAGUCUUUAUUAAUCAAACACACAUUCUGUGUGAUGUGCCAGUUUCUUCCCGCUCCCACUUUAAUACUUUAUUUCAGGAUCACUUCACGCAAAUCAUUUUCAGUUGGAAUGUGACACCAGUCAGAUGUGAAGUGUUCAUGCAUGCACUUUUUGCAGCUUCUCUUUUUCAAAAUUCAAGCAAAUUGGAGCCUAAUCUUUUUCCCAAUUGUUAUUUGUACCUAAAUUGUGAGAAUAACAUGAAAAGGAGAAAAUGGGCAAAGCUGAUGUGGGAUGUACUUGUGCAAGGAAGAGAGCCUUUGCCCUUUAGCAUGAGAGCUGUUGCAGGCAUUCCUUGGGUCUUUUCUAGCAUACAUGAGCAACUGUGCAGACUAGAAAUUGGCUUUUGAAAAUGCUGAUCUACUUGGAAGUCUGUAAUAGGUGUCAAAUCAAAGACUACAUUCGGUGCCACAGUCUACACGUGUGGAGUUAGAGAAUACAAAAGGCUUUGAAUUUAAGCAGUUGGAAAUUCAUGAAGCCGGUUGCUAAAUGGUAGGGACAGUCAUUUAAAACAGCAAGCUGUGUAAUGAAUAUUGGAGAGAUUUAAAGGGGGGGGGGUUACAUGUCUGAAUGCUUUGCACUUGUUGGACUUUAGGGUGUGAUCCUGGUUGGUGAGGGCCAGGCCAUGCAAUGUCAAGGGUGGAAGAUAGCUUUUAACCUAACUGCAUGUGUCCCUAGGACAAAUGUGUCCUAGUUCACUCAUAGAAACUGAAUUACAACCUGACGCUUUCCAGAAGCUUCCCAUUCCUGGGGAAGAUCAGUUGCAAUGGGCAAGCUGUCUUUCAGGAGCACUCUGCCAUUACUGUGCUGCUGAUUUUUCUAAUUGAGAAAUCUCCAAGAAGCUGGAAUUCUCUGGACAGAGGUUGAAACCCACUAUGUUAAUUUAUGGGAGGAUGGGGAAUCUUUGGCCUUCCAAAUGCUGUUGGACUGUUAACUCCCAUAAUCCCUAACCAACCAUUGGCCCUGCUGAAAGUUCGAUCCCAGUGUCUUCAGGAGAGCCACAGACCUGAUGUAUAAGCUACUUAUUGAACUUUGUUAAGCUUGUUGGUAAAUGUUUUAAAAAGCAAAUUACAUAAAUCCAAAUUUGAGGCUCCAUUUAAAUCUUUGUCAUUUUCCCCAUUGCAGUAUCUGUUAUUCGGAAUUGCUGUUUGCUUCCUUGACCCCCUCUUGUUCUGCCUUUUACCUAUUCCUAUGAUGGUGCCUCAUUUCCCCAAGUUGCCUGUUCAUGUUUGAUGGGAAUGUGACUGGGUAUAAAGCCAGGAUUUAAAAAGCAAAAUAGAUGCACACAGCAAAUAAAAGAGUAGCUGUUUUUGCUGUUCUGGAUUGAUGGUUGGUCUGGCUGGCUGCCUGCUUGGGUAUUUUCCCCUGUGAAUAAAUAAAGUGGAAAGCAGAGUGUGUUAAAUCAAUGACAGGUUGUUAAGCCUUGCCCAGAGAAUUGGCUGAGGGCUUGGGCUAUGCUAAACUCUUCCAAAAUAAUGUGAUAGAUAAAUAAUACUAACAAAAAUAGAAUAGCUUUGGAGUUCAGCUAUUCUCAUGCUUUAGCUGGAUAAGUGAAAGGAUAAGCAAUUAUUUCUGGCUUCUGCCGUUCAGUCAACUUGCCCUUUUUGGGGUUAUUUGUAUGUUUUCAGGGACUGGCCUGGAGCUUGUGGAACCAGACCAUCACUUUUUAACUCUUCCUUGUGAUCAGGAAAGCUUAUUGUCUCUUCACUGGCAUCCAGAGCUUUUCGUUCUGGUUCUCACAAACCGGAAGAGAGGCAGCAGGUGCUGCAGUGCAGAGCCGAGAGAGAACAGAAGCAGGGCACUUUGUAAAGAGUUAAUGCAGAUAUAUAUUGAAAGGGAAGUGUUCAACCUCUUUCAUUUUAACAUGGAGCUUCUUGAACAUCUUCCUCUUUCCCCUCUCAAGUUGAAUAAUCUUGCUGUUGUAGCAAUUUGCAGAGAAUAUUGUUAAGUUUAGUCUUAAAACUAAACUUAAGCCAGCUGUGUAUGUAAGGCAGCCUUCCAUCACUCCUGUAGUGCAUGCUGGCUGGGGCUGGUGGGAAUUAUAGACCAAAACCUCUGGAUGGCACCAGGUUGGUAAAGGUUGGUGUAGUACCAAAUGUGUCUGAAUUUAAAUGGCAAGCCAAUUUCUGAAUCUGCACUUUUUCUUUCAACAGGGAUUCCUAAAAAAUGAAAAAGAUAAUGCUUUGCUAUCUGCCAUUGAAGAGUCCAGAAAACGGGUAAGUUGGAGAAGGGCAUAUGAAAAUGUCCUGAAAUUGAAACACCUCUUCAGUAGAGAGGCUGAAUCUCAGAGAAUUCUGCAUUCUAAUUGGCAUUGCAACGUGACAGAUUUGUGGUUAUACUAUUCUUCAUAGCAUGAGUAGCUAGUGUGGUUCCUCCUGAGGUUGUUGGGCUCCAAAUCCCAUCAGCUCAAUAGAGCAUGACAUUGUUGCCUGCUUUUGCUCUACAAGUGCAAGAGCUCUCUCCCAUGCCUAGUUUUAAAACCCUUUCAGAGUAAUGACUUCACACCUUGGAAUUGAAUAAACUGUAUAGACAAAUACUUUUCUGUAAUAAAGCCAAAGUGAGUGGAGGAGUGGGAUUGCUGCUCCUGAGUUGAUUGGCUCUUGUGCCAUAUGCAUGGGCUGUGCAUAGAAGAGUCAGUGGAAAGUUUGUGUCUGGCCCUAAUGCCACAGUAUCCCACUCUCAUCCAUGGUGUACAGUAUUCCUUAUUUGGCUACAUGAGUAGGGCUAAGAUUACAUGCAUUCAGCUAAGAGUUAUACAUUAGUGCUCUGUGAACAUGAGUUAGGCUCUUCCUUAUUUUACUGGUUUGCCUCUGAAAUCCCCUGUAAUAAUAAUAGUGAGAAACCACAAAAUGAAGAUUUGAAAUCACUGUGAUUAAAUUCAAGUUUAUGUGUAAUGGCCUCUGAUUAUUAUUUUUAAUGCUAUGUUUUUCUUGAAGAUGUGGAAGCAUAGAUUUUUCUCAGUUUAUUUCCGGGACUGGCCAACAGCAUGCUUCUGUAACAUACAAUAUCCACCCUAUCCUAAGUCUGGUGCCAUUGGCAUCAAUUUGGCACAUAGGCAAACCAAAGCCUAUAUUAAGAAAACUUUUACGUGUGUGACUAAUACUAAUCAAGCUUAUUUGUCUAACUUCUCUCAUUUGUGUGUAAUUUAAUGCAUGUGUCUACUUUAAUACAUUUUCCUACUGCUCUACAUUUUUUUUGUUAUUUAAUUCAUUUGUUGACUACCCUCAUCCAUUUAGUAUCACAGGACAGUUCAUAAUGCAAUAAUAAAACAAUAAAAAUGUUUUACAUAAAAAUAGUAACUACUAAACUAAUGUCAACAACUCCCAUAUCAGUACAGUAUGAGAAAAAUAGUAACGAUGGUUCAACCAAAACAUCAGUAUUGCUGAAACAUCUGGGUGGUUAGGUGAGACUGAUUGAUUCAUCUCCAAAUUGGAGGGGGGAGCUGUUUCUGCAAAUGGGGUGGCACCACAGAAAAGUCCCUAUUUUGAAUCACCUCAUAAUAGGUAAGACCACAAGAGCCUCCCCUCCUGUUUGUAAGGCGCAGGCUGGCACAUAUAGAAAGAGGUGCUCUUUUUUCAAGUAUGUGGGCACCAGUUUAUUCAGGGCUUUAGAAAUGAGCAUCAGGAUCUUGAAUUGCGCCUGAAGAAAUGAGAAAAUAGUGAGGAUUGUAGAGCCCCACAAACUUCAGACAUUUCAGCCAGCAUUAUGUGUACACUUCCAGGCAUAACUUUGCAGUCCCAAGAACUGGAAGCUUUUUUAAAAAAGAAAGCUGAGAAUUCUAAGCUGCAUUUUGCCUCCAACACCACACUCUGAACUUUAUCUACAAAAUGUUGGCCGACAUCCAGCACUGAGCAUCAUCUACUGAAAGGGCAGGGUGCAGGUGAAAGGGAAAGCUGUAUGUUUCUGUUGUCGAAAAAUGAAAUGAAAUCAGUUGCAUAACUGAUUUUCCAGCAUUAGUAGUAAUUAGCCAAAAUAGAUCAGGCCCCAGCUAAUGCUGGCAUUUGGUCUUCUACCUGCUCAGCAUGCUAAGCAGAUCACAGUGCCAGGAAUUUAGCAAGGCUCUCUUGGCCAACUGGGGGCUCCUGUUCUACCACUUGGAAAUUGUAGCUUUCCUUGUAAUUGUUUGUAACCAUGAAUAAAUGAUAAAGUAUCGUCAGGCCAUAAGAGAUUUAUUAAUCUAUUUAUUCCAUUUAUAACUCGCCCUUCAAUCUGAAGGUUCCAAGGGAAGUAUACAGCCAAAGUCAGUAUGAAUUAAAAAACAAAUAAAUAAAAGAUGGCAUUACAUAAAACCAAUAAACAUCAUAAAACAGCCACAGAACAGCAGAACAAAACCACUUGAAGAAGUGGUUUUCAAAUCUUCCCCAGAUGCCUGUAGGAAAAGAUGUGUCUUAAAUAUUAGUUGAGGUGGUGUCUUAAAAUAUUACUGGCUCCACUCUUAUAGUUGAGCGCUAUAUUCAGGGCAUUAAUUUGACAGCAAAAUAAACCCCUGUGUUGUCUUACUGUAAUUUCUGUUUUAAGACAAAUCAGAAGUCAGCUGAACAGCAAAAAAUGUGUUCUUUGACCUUCUGUUUUGGCAUUUGUAUGGGAGUAAAACAUACACUCAAAACCCAUUCUGCAUUUUAAUGUUUUUAGCAAAGCCUGAUUCUCCAUAGCUAUCACCACCACUACAGAUAUGCAGUGCUCCAAACACCCCAAAACAAACCCAAACCAUGGGGACAAAGCUGACUUUUGUACUGGAAUACGGAUGCACACACAUACACCUGUUUGUCCCAGCCAAGGUAGCUCAUCUAUCUUGCUCAUCUUGGUGUAAUGUCCCAUUCUAGAGAGAAUAUAAACCAAUUCAGACAGUCUCCGGAGUAACAGGUGAAUGGAAAUAUGUGCUUUUGAGAACACUUGUAGAGAAGAAACACCAGGUAACCACACUUCUGCUGGGAAGCAAACUUCUUAUCACUUAAGAAUAGUGAUAACACGAGAGAGCCCAUAUGGCGUAAGGUCAGGUUGAUAUACAACCCCCACACAUAGACACACUCCUGGUGAGUGAGGCAAAAUUAAACAAAGGCAAUGCCACAUAAAUGCAGGUCUGACUGCCUUAGAAUGGAGUUUUGCUCUUUUAAAAUGGAGGGACAGUAAUGUCCAGCUGACCAGCCCUUGUAAAUUUGUGGCCAGUAUGAAUCAGCCUUUUUACAAGCUACUAUCCUAUUAUAGACAUAAAGAAUGCCCAACUUGGUUGCUGGGAAAACGGAUGCAGCCUGCAAUGAAAGUGUAGCAAUAAUAAAAUAGAGAGGAGGACAUGAUGCUUCAGUUAUAUAUGGGCAUGCAGACAAAACAUAUUUGUCAAACACGGCUGCCUGUUUAGAAAGACAUAUUUAAUGUUGUAUUGCAGUUGACAGUGUCGUAGUUUACUGUAACACAAUGAACAAAAGCAAUGCAAGCAAUCAAAAUAUUUAGUUUCGAGACAUUUGGUAAAUCACUAACCAUUUGGAGCCUGCAAAUAAUUCACCGUGAACUGGUGUAUGUGGUGUAUGUGGACACUGAUUCACAACUAAAACUUCAAGUCAUCAAGAAUGUAGUUCUUAACCAGAUGGUCAGGACGCAGACGUGGCUUAGAUUAUAACAAAUAAUUUUAAUAAAUCUAUGGUAACUAUUUUGAGAGUGCAAGACAAGAUGACACAAAGUGAUUCUGUAGCUUGUAAUGUCUUCAAGUCUUUGUUUCUGAUUAAAUUUCAAUUCACUCGGAACAAUCAAAUAUUCUUCACUUAAACCAAGAGUAGCCAUAUUGUUUUGCAUUUGAUUUAUCCCAAAAUGAAAGAUAUUUAGAAACAACUUCAUUUUUUGAUAGUACCAGAAUGGAGAGAAUGACAGAGUGAUAGAAUUUAAUCUGGUUCUUCAAAACUUUGUUCUGAUUCAGUGCAUACCUUUAGAAAGGGUCUUUUUUCUGAUCACACCCAGUCCUCAGAAGUCAACUUUUGUAAAGCUAAAUGUUCACAUAAAAUGUUGAUUGAAAGCUUCAAAUUUCAGCACUAUACAUUUGUUCUAGUUCUUUCUCCUAUAAAAAACAAAUUUUCUCAGUGCAGACAUUUAAACCUUAAUUUUCCCAAGAAUAUUUACUUGCCAAUGCAUCAGCUCCAUUUCUCUUUCUUUGUCCCUGAAGCCUUUCAGUUCCCAGUUUUAAUGCUUCCCCACUUUUAGAACAAAUAUUUCAAAUUAAUUAGAAACUAGUUUUAGGAAGCUGAAUAAAAUGAUGAUUACAUAAUUCUGGUUGCAAUAAUUUAGAGAUUGGGGAUGAGUGAGUAGAGUAUGUUGACCCUUGGUCGUAAGGCAUCAUUUUCACCAGGAUGGGGCAGGGGCAGUUUUGGGGGGGGUAGUAGUAUUACUUGGUUCUUGACAUGAAUGUUGCUUGUCCUGUUCUGGGUGGGUUUGAUGCAGUUUCUGCCACCCUGGUGCCCUCUGGGCACAGUCAUGCAGCUGGGGCUGAUGGGAGCUGGAAUCCAGAGCAUCUGGAACGUACCAGGUUGCUGAAGGGUGGUCUCUUGGGUCGGUAUUUUCUGCAUUAAUCUUGCUUUUCCUAGACCUUUGCUAUGGCUGAGGAGUAUCACCGAGAAUCAAUGCUGGUCGAAUGGGAACAGGUGAAGCAAAGGAUCCUUCACACACUUCUUGCUUCAGGAGAAGAUGCCUUGGACUUCACUCAAGAGAAUGAGGUAUCUCUUGGGCUCUCUUGCAGCUGCAUCAUCAUCAUUAUUUAUUUAUUUAUUUAUUCCUUCAUUCAUUUAUUCAUUCUCUCUGGCUUUUGAGAUUUCACUCUCUUCCUGUACACUCUCAAGCAUAUCUUCACAGUCAUGAUAUCAAGGAACUCGCUUUUAAAAUGAAAUCUAAGCUUGCUCACUACUACCUCCUGCGUCUCCUCCCCCCCCCCCCCGGUGCUUUCACAUAAUUGCAGUCUUCAGUGUCUGUAGUUUUUAAAAAAUGUUUUUGAUCCUCCUCAAACUCUCCACUUCCUAAUUGCAUCUAAAAGUGUUCUUCAUUGUAGAAACGUGUGGAACCCUGAAGUUCAUUUUCCAAAUUGCUCAUGUUAAUUGCCUAUGCUUCAUAUUGUGAUCUGGAAAUGAUGCUGGGAUCUCUUUUUCUUAAGCCUGUGCUAAUCACAGAAGCAUUUUCUUUAUGGAAAUACCCUGUGGAAGAUGUUUUACUGACAACUUAUUAAACUUAGUGGGCUACCAGAUUUUUCAGUUGUGGGGGAUGCAGACAAAAUAUGUUGGAAACUGGGUGAUCACUCACUCACUGCUCUUCAGUAGCAGAGCCUUGCAGACUUAGCAGGUUGUUCAGGAAGCAUUCAACAGCUUCUGGGGGUUUAUCUGAAAUUGAGUUUACCUUCAUUGGGAACAUCUUUUGAACAGGUAACAGUGGGUACAAAGGAUGACUAGCUUAGAGUUAAGUGGUAGACUGCCCUUAUCACAAAUGUUGAAAUCUCAAAGGAAGAAAAAAAUAAUCCAUCUAUUACACUUCACAAAUCAGUUAAAAGACAGGAUGUGAUUUAUCGCUCUGUAGUGCUCUUCUCUCUCCUGCAGAGCCUAUAUAAUACUGGUGUGUCGCUGCGAGAGCAUUUGAAACCCUUGAUGCGAUGUUUUGCCCCCAGCCUUGAAGUCAAAGGCCUGGGAGGUUUGCCAAGCAUCUGCUGCGUUAAAAGCCAGUUGCUUAACUUUCCCAAUUCAUGCUGCACUUAAAUCCUAUUUCAGAAAAAUUGUGAGCGAGCGAGAGGCAGACCCCCAUCCUUAGAAUAUAAUAGAGAGUUAAUUGAUACCUCUGGAUAUGCAGAAUCAGCUGAAAGGCACAGAAAGGCUUCUGGAAAGAAGACCAAUUAGUCAGUGAUGUUUUACGGUUCAAAGAAAGCUGAACACACAUUCUCUUUUAGUGGUUUCCACAGUUCCCUGAAGGGCAUAUGGUGUCUGGUCAAAGGAAACACAGUAUGGAUCAUGUUUGGCUUAGCUGUGUAUUCCAGGAGUGCUCAGGCCAAGGUUCCAGUUCAAAUGGGAUCUUCUGCUCUCCCUCAUCCCCACACCCUUUGGCCAUCUUGCUGUUCUUUCUGAAUCUCCCCACCCCCAUCUUUUUAUUUUAAAGUGCAGCUGUCACACAACCUGCUUCUAUACCAUCUAAAGUGCAUGGCUGCUCUGUCAGAGUUCCGAUAUCCCCAGGUCUCUUUAAACUCCUGUAUCUCUUCAGGUUUUCUGGAUUCAAGAUAGAGCCAAGAUGGCAAGUGUGCUGGCAGCGUUGCAGUCCCCCCUCCCCCCCCCCAAUGUUGCAGCAGAUAGCCAAGCCACCUGGAGCUUUGCCAGAAUGGCUGCCAAGGUUUUUGCUUUGGAACGUGUGUAUGAAUAAUGCAGAUUUUGGGUGCCUGCAGUUUGCAACAAGUGAAGCUAAAUGCAGAAGGGCUAGAGGCACAAUUGAGUACAGUGGUAGCUCGGGUUAAGAACUUAAUUUGUUCCGGAGGUCCGUUCUUAACCUGAAACUGUUCUUAACCUGAGGUACCACUUUAGCUAAUGGGGCCUGCUGCACUGCCACCGCACGAUUUCUGUUCUCAUCCUGAAGUGAAGUUCUUAACCCAAGGUACUAUUUCUGGGUUAGCGGACUCUGUAACCUGAAGCGUCUGUAACCUGAGGUACCACUGUAGUAGCUUUCUGUGCUGCCUAGUUGUUUGUAAAGGUGGAGAAGUCCACUGGGAAUUAGAAGUGCAUGUUUUAUUUUCCUGCGCUGAAAUCCAAAAAGUGGGCCUGCCCAUGACACUUGACAAUAAAGCCUGACUGUGCUUUCCAAGCAUGUUGCACAUUUUUUUGAGACUCAUGCAAACAGAAGACAAUUAUUUUAAAUGCUUUUAUCACACCAAAUGGCUAGUUGCAGAUGUUGCCUGCUUUCAUACUUAUUGAUUACACAAAAUAAAAACAGGUUUUUUCACACACCAAGCUGAUUUUUCCUUCUUUGGGUCAUGCGAGGGUUGAAGUUGCAUAGUCUUGAAUGCUGAAAUGAAUGCCAGAGAAACCAGGGUCUUCUCAUCAAAACAAAAUGUUCUCCUGACCGAGUUUGGUGAUCCCAGCACUGCCAAACAGGCAGACUGAACCAGGGAAGUCAUGCUGAUAGGGAUUUCUCUUAGCAACAUAGCAGGAAGCUGCCUUUGUGGAGUUCAAAGAAACUUUGCUGAGUGGGAGGCAGCUAUCCCUUAAUUGAUUUAUUUUCCAACACUUCUAAGUAUUACAAAACCUAAAUCUGACUCUACACUUGACAUUAUUCAUUGUCAUACCAUCUCUCUUUGUGUAUGUACCAUUAUUUUAAAGAAAUACAGACUGGCAGUUAUGAAUUUGAAAGCUCUCUUGUUAAGAGACAAGGGUGGGGGAAGAGCAUUGGGGGAGGGGGUUGGUAGUGGCAUAUGUCAAGAUUUUGAUAUUGAAGGACAUACGUCUUUCCAGGGGUUCUUUUCAUGCCCACAGGCCACUUAGCCAGUUGGUGCUUAUGGCACUGCAAUAAAAUACCUCACUGUGGCAGGGCAACCAGAAGUGGGUCCUGUAAAUGUGUCCCCAGGUUGCUUCUAAAGGGUUGCAGGGAGAUAAAGAACAGGAAGAGAGAGAUGGAUGCACAGCUGUGGGGAAUUUGCUACAGCAAAAGCCUCUUGCCCAGCAGCUUCAUGCUCUGGUGGGAUUCUCGAAGUUUUGGUAUUGGCAUAAAAGUGCCACCCAAUUGCUAAAUGAAUUUGUGUCAAAUACUCUGACCAGCAUUUUCAUUUUCUUCCAACAGCCCAGUUACAUCAGUGAGCUACCACCACCAGUUCGUAGUUCUUUGGACAACAUUGAGAUGGCCUACGCUCGACAAGUGAGUAAAUUAGAAACCUCAGUAUCUCAGCUAUGUUACCUGAAACUCCCAGUUAGGCCCACAGUCAGGCUUAGAGGCCAGCUCCUCAGAGGCUGAUCCUCUUGAGUGACAUGAAACAAACACAGACAUUUUAAAAAUGGUAUUUGACACCAGAUAUAAAAGCAGUGGUGUGAAGCAGAUUGGAUUUGAGUGGAUCAGACCAAGAGAACCAAAAGACAUACUGACUGAUGCAACACAUUGGUUUACCAGAAAGUACAGGACAUAGAAAACAGAAUUAUAGGAAACAGAAUCAGACACCUGUCCAUGAAGCUCAGUGUUGUCUCCACUGACUGGCAGUGGCUCUCCAGGGCUUCAGACUUUCCUCAGCCGCCCCUGAAGGUGCCAGGGAUUGAACCUGGGAACGUCUGCAUGCAAGGCAAGCGCUCUGCCACUGAGCUACAGCCCUUGCAUUCUUCCACACAUGAGGAGUGUAGUGGGAGCAAUCGAGCAUCAUGUAGCAGCACAAAGCUUGUUCCACAUGAACCACACUGAGUCAGCAACCUGGACUUAAGCAGAUAUGGCCAUUGUGUCACCAUGUGAGCAUGUACUUUAAAAUCCCAUACAUACCUGCCAACAUAUGAUCCUCCUAUGUUGUCCUUAGAGAUAUGCCACGUGGAACAGUGAGAAAUCCUGCCUUGCUCCCGACCCUGAGGCCUGCCUGGGGCUUUAGAAUAAAUGUGGCAGAACAUUUUGUAUUCCUCUGUAUCCCCUGGUGCACCAUUGCUGCGAGGCAAUGAAACGGGGGCACUUGCUGGCAGGAGCACUCCCCCAAGACCAUGUGAUGUGGAGGCUUGUUUCAGAUUCUUCUGUGGUUAGCAGGGAGGGAAGGGGUUGGAGGGAGAAAGCACUGGGGGAAGGGGUACUUGUGCUAGGAAGCUGCUUACUCUGUUUGUUUUCAGAUAUAUGUUUAUAACGAGAAGAUUGUGAAUGGAUACCUGCAACCCAACUUGGUGGAUCUGUGUGCUUCUGUAGCAGAGUUGGAUGAUAAGGUACUGCCUGUGAAGUGAGCAUAAGGAGAUGCUCUGCUUGUGCUCAACUGAGCUGAGCAGCCUGGUGAUGAAGGAAACACUGGCUGCUUCUUCCAUAUGCCCAUAGAUUGCUGCAUACAGGCAUUUUUGCGUACAGCAGUGGUUGGUGGCAAUAGGCAUCUUGGUCCAAAUUCAAGUAACCUGGUAUACUAGCAGAAGCCAGCAAAGGACUGCCCCCAGCACCACAGUGCUCACCGCCAUGCCUCUUCCCAAAAUCUUCUCUGGAGGUUCAGGAGAACCCCCAGAACAACACAAGGGGUGGGGGAGAUCAUUCAUCCAGGCAAGCAGAAAUGCUUUCGCUGAUGGAAUGAUCAUGUUAGCACAGCAUUGAACUCCAUCCCUUGUUUUGGGGGACACUGAACAGACUCCAGUGUCAUAUGGUCUACUAAUCACACUGUAACUUAUGAAACGAUGGACACUACAUAUAAUACCUGGCUUUCUGGAAGCUGCAUGUCCAUCCCACAGUAGAGAAACCUUUUCCAGCAAUAUAUACAUAUAUAUAGAGAGAGAGAGAGAGAAUUCCCUGGGGUAUGGGCCAUAAGAGUACAACUUAAUUUCAGCUGCUUUAAAGCCUUUAUAAUACAGUUGUAGCCUUGGGGCAUUGGUCUUCAACUCAUGGGUGAGGGCCCACUACCAGGUUGUGGCCUGAUCUAAGGUGGGUCACAUCACUACCACUAGCAUCAUAUGUACAGACAUGGCAACAAUAAAGCAAUAUGUCCUCAGACGAGUGAAAACAUUGAAGACUACUAUCUUAGAAAAGUGAGGAUAGUUAGUACUGUCAGCAACAGUGUUCCUGUGAACCGUUACCAUGUACCCUGUCCAUUUAAAAUGCCAUUCUCAUGAAGAUAAGGAUGCAGCUUCUUUUAGUGGUAGCUUCUAGUCAUUUGACCUGUUUGUUUGGUUGGUUGUUUUGCAGAACAUUUCUGACUUGUGGGCUAUGGUGAAGCAAAUGACUGAUGUUUUGCUGGUUCCUGCAAGUGAUGCACUGAAGGUCCGGACAAGCAUGGAAGUGCAGAUGGAGUUUGUCAAGCAGGCCCUCCAGUACCUCGAGCAAAGGUAGUGCAGCAAAAUAGUUAGAACUCAGGAGCUUUCAUUUGUUGUUACAGAUGCCUACAGAUGUAAUAGUGCUUCCGAAAGAUCUACCACCCAUUCAUAUAUUAACUGAAAAUGCAAUGCAAGGAAGAUGUAUACAUGUAACUGUUUUUUCUGAUCUGUCCUUCACAUGUUGUGCUUUCAUACCCCAAGUGUCCUCUAUAAGCGUUGCCACCUCAGUACCAAAGAAACCAGACUUGGAACAAUGGAACAUGGUUGCAAUAUCUGAUCCUGGGUGGGUGGGUGGUGGAAUCUUCCAGCAUGCAAGGAAGCUGACUGGAACUGGGAUCCCUUUAAUGGGUGGAAGGGAUGAACCUUUCACUCAUGUCCUUCCCCCAACAGCCAAGCUGGGUAAACUAUAGCCGUGCUCAAUGCACUCAUGUAGCUGUCACCACACCCCUUUGUCACUCUCUGACUCCAGAGAGGAGUGACCUCUGGAGACCCCAAAGAAAUAACCACAGCAGGGAGCAGGGGAUAGCACCUCAUGUACCUCUCUAUUCCCCAAGACCAGGGUGACAUACUUUUCAGAACAGAACAUUGAAACAAAAGAAACGGUUCAAUCCAAUUGUAGCUAGCCUAUUUUAGCUGCUUAUAAAAAGGCUUCUGGAAACCUCAAAUAUGGAAUAAUCUCAUUGAUGGGCUAGUGUGAUUAGGGUCACAGGACUGUGUAACGACAGCCUGCUGUUAGGAGUUUAACCAUCAGGAUUAACCAGGCGAUCCCAGUGCAGUCCCAGGACAGAGAUGGGAAACACUCAAGAUGGCCAUAAACUGGAAAUAAGCCACCCUGGUGAAAAGAGCAACAUUAUUCGAACUCUGGGACAUGACUGUUUCAUUUGCAGAAAAUGGAGGGCUAGGGAGAGAGAACAGUCUUAAAGGAACAGGUUGGGGACAGCUAAGUUGUGCAGCACAAUCCCCUCUCAAAUGCUAUUCCUGUGGUUUGUAUACUCACCAUAAAGCUGAGUGGAAUCCAUCACCUGGCGUAGCUCAUUAAGGUGGGAAAUGUAAGCUUAUAUUUAAAUACUUCUUUAAAACUAUGUUAAGUAUGUUAAGUAAACAUGCAACUGUGUGAGACGAAUUAUGAUUCAGAAAUGGAUGGUUCCUUACAGUUACAAGAACUACACGUUAGUGACAGUCUUUGGAAACUUGCACCAAGCCCAACUGGGAGGGGUACCUGGAACCUACCAGCUAGUCCGCAGUUUCCUGAACAUCAAACUCCCAGUGUCUGUCCCAGGACUCCAGGUAGGUAUCUCCACGGCCAAGGUGUUCUGCCAUGACUGUAUUCAACUAUUCAGAUCAUUCUGGAUCUCUUAACCCAUGCAUAAAUUUGGGGGCUGGGUAGGGGGUUGUCAUGUAUGCCAAGAACAGAGCAUGAGAAAGGUAAUUCUUUGCAGUUGGUUAUGGGGAAGGGCUGUGGCUAGUUAAUUUUUUAAAAAAAGAAAAUAAUAUGGGUUGUAUUCAGUGGUGUUCUGUGAACAGCAAGGAUAUCUGAAUCUAGCAGAAGUUUCAGUGAGUGGGAGAGGCAAUUUUCACUGCUUCCUUCUGCAGCCCCCUUUGCCACCUUCCAGACUGUUCCACAGCAUCCCCCAGCCCUCCAGAACAGAUUGUGUGUCUGUUGUGGCGGAUAUGUGUAUAUGUGCAAGGGUAGCUAUCAUGGUUUCCUCCAGGUAUUUUGGAUUCCAAAUUCCCUCAUCCUUCACUAUUGACAUUGCUAGCUGAAAAUUAUUAUUAUUAUUAUUAUUAUUAUUAUUAUUAUUAUUAUUAUUUGUUCCCCGGCCAUCUGACUGGGUUGCCCCGGAACAUCUGGAGGGCACCAUGUCAUCUACACUUUGUGUACAGAUGGGCCUGAAAUCUGCUAAAAUUCCCUCCCUCGCUGCCAUUCCUGGUAGGCUCAGUUAAAUUAAAGAUGCUUCCAUGAAUGUACAAAGGAAUAUCUUGCAUGUAGAAAUCUAGCAUGUCAGGAAUGAAGCAAGGCUAUCCAUGCACAGGGGAUUGUUUUGUGUGGAAGAGCAUUCAGUCAUUACCUGCAGCCUGAAGCAGGACACCCCAAACAUAGGUUUCUCACCUGUGGGAACUGGACCAUAAUCACAACAUCAAGAAAGGUUUCCUCUCUGUUUUUACCAUUUAUCUGUUUUCUUUAGGAUGGGGAAGUAGAAGGUCACCCUGUUUGGGCAAUAAUUUACUACUGCAUGCGAUGUGGCGACUUAAUGGCAGCCUUGCAAGUGGUGAAUCGAGCUCAGCACCAGUUGGGAGAAUUUAAAAGUUGGUUCCAGGAAUACAUGCACAGCAAAGAUAGAAGGUACUGGGAUGUCUCAAAAAGAGGCCAAGAAAGUGUGUGGGAUGGGUCAGGGAGUCUACUUUGAAGUGCAUCAUAGAAUUUCAAGGGAGCUGGGAGCUUAUCAAUCUAUCCUCCUAAGGUUUUUGCUUGAACUAGUAAACCCUUAUGAAUUGACACAUGUCUUCUCGGCUGGAAAGGCUGAUGUUAACAUUGCCCAUUUUUAGUUGCAUGUGGCAAGUUCAGUGCUUUAAGUUCGUGGAUACAAAGCUGUUGCUUUUGUUGCUCUGCUGGGCUCCUUACACCUACAUUGCACCCAGUGUUGGAUGUGAGCAACACACACAGGGCCAGUGUGGGUCGAUCAACUGGCGCACUGGUAGGAGGGGCCUGUCUUAUUGCGGGCUGUAAGCUGGGCCACAGCUCCAUUUAAUAACUUGUCUUUCUUUUAUUGUAGAUUGUCUCCUGCCACCGAGAACAAAGUUCGCCUCCACUACAGACGAGCCCUGAGAAACAACACCGACCCUUACAAAAGAGCGGUUUACUGUAUCAUAGGAUGCUGCGACAUUGCCGAUAACCACAGUGAAGUUGCUGAUAAAACAGAAGAUUAUCUUUGGCUAAAGGUAACGGUGGCUUCCCUUCAAAGUUUUAGAGAUAGCACUGCUCACUAUACUUCCAAUUCCCCCCUCAUUUGAACACUGCCUUCCUCUGGAGAAUACCCUCUUAUGUAUCCCAGCUCCCACCAGUGAGUUGCAAAGGAUUAUGAGAACUGUGGCCUGCUGUGUUGCCAGUUCUCCAGGGGAGUCUUCUUCACUCUAUGCAUUUGGGGAGCAGGUCAAAACAGCCUUGUUUAGGUGUGCUUUUUCUGACUUCUGAUGUGCUUCUUUCCGAAUUUUGAUAUUUUUUGUUCACUUUGAGGGUUUUUCUUUCCUUCUGCUGAAGUUUAUUUGUUGAUAAAUUGUGUUAGAUUUUACUUUCCACUUAGAUGUGUUGUAUUAGGUCAGGCAUAGGCAAACUCGGUCCUCCAGAUGUUUUGGGACUACAUCUCCCAUCAUCCCUUGCUAACAGGACCAGUGGUCAGGGAUGAUGGGAGUUGUAGUCUCAAAACAUCUGGAGGGCCAAGUUUGAGUAUGCCUGUAUUAGGUGUUCAGAGGGUCUGAUUUACGCUGGAAGAAUCAGGAUACAAGCAGAUCUAUAAAUAAAAGAACUGGUGAAGAUCCAGUCCCGGGCUAAAUUAUUUCCAGAUAUGAUCUGUAAGGUAUUAACACAAUCUUCCCAGGCAAAAUAGUGGUGCCAUUGUCAUUUUCAAAAUAAAGGCUUUCAACAUCAGACCAAGUGUCUUGUUCCAGCUGGACGUGAGACUCAGGGAGGAAGCCCAGGACCUUUCAAAUUAGGGUCUCAUCAGGCAAAGGCAGAGUCAUAUCAGGAAUGUGAACAGAGGAUUAUUGGGAGCGUUUCCCUGUAUAACAGGGAUGGGGAAUCUGUGCCCCCCUCCCCACUCCAAGAUGAUGUUGGACUCCAACUCCCAUCAGCCUUAGCCAGCAUGGCCAAUAAUCAGGGGUUAUGGGAAUUGUAGUCCAGCAACAUUUGGAUGGCCACAGGUUCCCCAUCCCUGCUUAACACACUGUUGUCUCAGCAGAAGCCUAAAAAAGGCUGGCCUGUCUAGUCGUCUUGUUAGGAUGUGGAAAACUGAGGCUGAGAGAGAAGUCACUUGCCCAAAGCUAUCUUGCAAACCCAUGGAUGAGGUAGAAUAUGUGGCUGUGCCUCUCAGAUUCAGGAUCACUUGCACAUUUUGUUCGCAUAGAUGGUUUACCUGAUUUUAUUUUGAUUGGUGGCAACCUUUGUUUGCUUUUCACUUGUUUGACUUUUGAAGAGAAGCUUUUUGUUGCAUGCAAGGAAAGCCUUAGCAUCACUUUCUCCCUCUUGUGUGUAGCUGAACCAGGUGUGCUUUGAUGAUGAUGGCUCCAACUCUCCCCAAGACAGGCUGACAUUGUCUCAGUUCCAGAAGCAAUUGCUUGAAGAUUAUGGUAAGUUAACCCAGAGACUGUGAGUGAGUGAUAUUUGAAGUUCUGUAUAUGUAUGCACGCCUGGUAGUUUUUGUAAAAUAAAGGCAGUGCAAAAAGUCGAGACCUUGAGUUAGAACUCCCAUCAUCUUUGACCACUGGUCCUGCUGGCUAGGGAUGAUGGGAGAUGUAGUCCAACAACAGCUGGAGACAAGUUUGAGAAACAUUGAGUUAUAACCAUUUAAAAGGUGGACAAGCCAACUUAAAUAGUUAAGGGUGCCUGAGAAAUUGGUAAUUCAUGACUUGAAUUACUGGCAUGUGAAUCUGACAUUACUUGUAUUGUUUUAAUAAAUGUUUAUAAUUUUAUAAACGGUCAACCACCUUGAACAUUUUCAGGCGGGGGGGGGGGUUAAGCAAUACAUAAUAUUGCUUCCUCUGCUACUUUACUUUUUAUUUUAACUUUUCUCUAAAUAAUCAUAGGUCGAUUUGGUGCAAUGCAAACAAUGUUUUAUUUUGUGACUACCGUAGUUUCCUUCAGCUUCCCCUGAUUAAAACACGCCAGUGUGCUGUGUUAGGCCCCAUCCAUGCUAGCUGUGAAAAUACCUAACCCUUCAUUCUUGUGUCUUUCUUCAGGCGAGUCACAUUUUGCAGUGAACCAGCAGCCAUUUCUCUACUUCCAAGUGUUGUUUCUGACGGCCCAGUUUGAAGCUGCCAUUGCUUUCCUCUUCCGCACAGAGCGCCUGCGCUGCCACGCCGUUCAUGUUGCCUUGGUCCUCUUUGAACUAAAGCUGCUCCUGAAAUCUUCUGGGCAGAGCGCACAGCUUUGUGAGUCUGGAUUGUGUUUAUCCUGUCCUUUCCCCAUCUCAUUCGUAUCCUGCACAGAAUAUAAAAGAAACCAUCAGAGCAGGAGACUGCAAUAGGGCAGAAAUUUGUAAAAAAAAAUGUUAGCUUAAAAAAAAUGGAUUAAUUGCUUGAUUGCAAAUGAGAAAUUGUGCCCAGAUCAAUGAAAUGAAGAUCUUUUGGACCUAACCUGGUUAGAGAAGGGACAUAGCUCGGUUCUCUCAGUGACCAACCAGAUAAAUGCUUCAGGGAAACCUACAAUCAGUAUAUGUGCGCAACAGCAGUUUCCACACGUAAUCCCCAGCAGCCAUUAUUCAGAGGCAUUUACUGCCUUUGGCACUGGCAUUAGAACACAGCAGUCAUGACUACUGGCCAUUGGUAGCUUUAUUCUCCAUGCAUUUAUCUAAUCCCUUGUUAAAAGUGUCCAGGUUGCUGGCCAUCACUACGUCUUAUGGCAGCAAGUUCCAAAUGCUCUGGGUGAAGAAAUGCUUCCUUUUACCUGUAACGAGUCUUCCAAUAUUCAGCUUUAUUGGAUCAUCUGUCCACUUUCUCUACAUCCUUUAUGAUGUUAUACUCCGCUAUCGUGUCCCCUACCCAGCCCCUCCUCACCAUUUUUCUAUGCCAAAAGCCACCAAAUACAGGAACCUUUCCUCAUAGGAGUAUUGUUCCAAGGUAAACGGCGUUUCCAUGUUGUCUGGCACUUCUCACAGUGUCCCGUUGCACCAGAAGCCAUUUAGCCAUGCUGGCCACAUGACCCGGAAAGCUGUCUGCGAACGAACAUUGGCUCCUUCGACCUGAAGCGAGAUGAGCGCUGCACCCCAUAGUCAAGUUUGACUGGACUCAGCCGUCCAGGGGUCCUUCACUUUUAUCCUUUACCUUAUUGUUCCAACCCUGCAGUGAUUUUUGGUUGUCCUCUUCAGAACAUUUUCCAGCUCUACAAUUUUUGCACUUGGUGGUCCAGCCCUUUGAUAAAGUUCCUUUAUUCAAAGUGCUUGCCUGUGGUUAAUCCCUGCAGACAUAAUGAACAUCUUUCAUAUGAAUGUUGCCUUGCUUGGGGGAAAAGAGAGAUUCAUCUUCCUGUCCCUUCACUUUUCAGUAAGCCAUGAGGCAGGUGACCCUCCAGCCAUCAGACGCUUGAAUUUUGUCCGCCUGCUGAUGCUCUACACCCGCAAGUUUGAGUCCACUGACCCUCGAGAAGCCCUGCAGUACUUCUACUUUCUCAGGUGGGCUCCUGUAGCAGCAGCUUGAAGGCUGGGGUGUUUUUUUAACAGCUGCUGUGUUAAAAGCAUAGCAGGAAGCAGUCAAACUGCAGUGCUUUUCUUCCUUUCUGCUCUUCUUUUGCAGGAAUGAGAAGGACAGCCAAGGGGACAACAUGUUCUUGCGCUGUGUGAGCGAACUAGUGAUUGAGAGCAGAGAGGUAAGCCAGGUUCCAGUUGCACCUUUUCCUUCCUUAGUUUAGGGUGGAAAUCACCCUUCUUCCAGUGCAGCAGUGGAACCCCAUCACCAGGGGUGUUAAAUCCUUAAAUCACAAUAUUGCAGUCAUCCCCCAGAGUGUUAGCACACCCUCCUAACUUUAUUUUGUUUUUCCUUUUCAUCGGUAGUUUGAUAUGAUUCUUGGAAAGCUGGAGAAUGAUGGCAGUAGAAAAGUAAGUUCAUAUAUAAUGUUUCACCACCCCACCCCCACUACUAUUUGAUUGCUGGCUGUAAUUAUUGUUUUUGCAGGUUCCCUGUUGGUUUUUCAGUAUUGAAAUUAAUUUCUGAAACUUAAACACGGUUAUGGUAAACCAGGGUUCUUCUUAACCCAGGUUCUAAACUGCAGUUUCAAAUCUGUCCCGGUUAACCUCAACAGCAGUUACAGUGGGUGUCAUAAUUCCCAAAGUUUCCAAGGCCUACAGUCUGUGCUGGUCUUUAGCCACCCAAAUAAGCAGCUUUUUGUGCCUCAGAUAAAUACGCAGGAGAUUAUUCAGACAGCUCAGCAUUACAGGAUGAUAGAAAGAAACAAUUAGCACAGGUUAGGGAACUAAACCCAGAAAAAGGACAGGUGUGUUCCUUCAGGCUUUUCAGAUACCCCUCCACCUCCUAUUAGUGAAGGGAAAAGAAAACUAGUAUGAAGGGGCAGAUCAAGAGAAAGCCCUUCCUCCUCAAUCUUCUGAUAUCCCACCAGGGAAAAAUGUGAGGGAGGUAGGGGUGUGUGUGUGUGUGUGUGUGUGUGUGUGUGUAUUAUGGUUCCCAGCUAUGGUUCUCCUAACCUUAGAGACUUACUCAAAGGGCCUGACGGUAACUUAAAUCAAAUAGUGCCAACAUAUUCUGUCCCUACAAUGGCCAUAAUUCCACCUUGCCCUGUAGCCCCCGCAGGCAGAGACCAAAGAGUGAUUUUAGAAUCAGGAAGGGAGGAAAGGCAAUGGCAUUUGCUUUCUGAUACUGAGAAACUCGCCGCCACAAGAUUGUUAACAGAUUUAGAUUACCAUCUGAAUCUAGACACAAAAUUGUGUAUUUAUAUGUACCUUUAAAAUCCAUAAAUAAGAAUAAAGGGGGGGAAGGAUGGAAGGCAAGGGGUGAGGAAGGAAUCUCUAUAUUUUCCCAGAGAUAAUUUACAAAUAAAAUUAGCCAUAAUCUUGAAUACAAAAAUGUUGUUGCCAGUUGAAUAAGACUCAUCUAAAAGUUUAUAGUAUUUCUGUUGUCCAAGUAUUUUAUCUCCCUUCUUUAUUUGUAUUCUUUCAUCAGCCUGGAGUGAUUGAUAAGUUUACUAGAGACACCAAACCACUUAUUAAUAAAGUUGCUUCAGUGGCAGAAAGUAAAGGUCUCUUUGAAGAAGCUGCCAAACUUUAUGACCUUGCCAAGGUAAGCAGGUUUUCAUCACUGCUGGCCAAGAAGCUCGUUUAAUUUUUAGAUCAGUAGGGAUUAGCUAGGAGGCAUUGUGGACUCUGGAAAUGUGACCUGAAUUUACAACACUAGGGCCAGCUGCAGCCUCUGAAUCAAAGUAUGCUUAUUUUUUUUCUUUAGUUAUCUGGCCCUGUAUGUUUCUGGCCUUUGUUUUAUCUGGCCUUUCAGGAUUCCUUCUGUGCACCACUCUGAAUAGUUAAUCUUUGUAGAAAGGUUCACAGGAUUGGACCACCAGAUAGUAAUAUCUAGUUAGUAAUGGCAAUGUGAAAGUUAUCAACUAAUUAGCAGUUUAGCCAUGUCAGAUUGAAGAAUAGCAGAGCAACACACAACAGUUAUCAGAGCACUACAGGAAAAUUAUUGGAACAGUGUCAGCUCAAAGGGGUUUUAUUUAGAUCUGUUUUUCCUCCAACAUCGGCACCCCUCCCAAUUUCAUAUGCCAAACUGCCUUUGAAGCUGGAUUAGCUGCUCAAUGGAAAGAAGGUCAAAAGUGCCACUGGGUUAGUAGAAGUCCCUCGGGUGAGUCAAAGCAGCUCUUUGGACUCCAGCCUCAACUGUGUGCUGAAAAUAAAACAAAUUUUUGCACAGUCCAGAUGCUGUGCAAACAUGAGCUGGAGUUUGUGACCUGUAUCAGUUAUAGAUUUUUCCUAUGCUGUUUUGGCAUAGUUGUUUUUGGUUUUGCUUGAGAUGAGAGGGACAAGGGCACUGAAGCCCCAGCCAUUGAAAUUCCCACUCAGCUGCUUCUCUGUUUUCUGAGACUUCACCAGACCUAGGAUGAGAAAAGGACAAGAAACUACAUUUGUUUGUUUAUUUUUUAGAGAAAGUGGAGGCUCUCAGGGAGCAGAGCAGUACUACUACUCCUGUGCUAUUCCUCCACUCCCUCCACAUGGCAUGGAUGAUGCCGUAGAUCAGGAGCCAAGAACCCAAGAAAGUUGCAUAGUCAGGGCUAAUCUAUUGGGAGUCACAUGCUGUCAUUGGGGCAGAGGGAGGACUGGAAUCCAAAAUAGAGGGCCCUCAUUUCUCUCUUCCAUUUCUAUCACACACAUGCACACACACAUACAUCUUCCUCUCCACCACAGGAGGGCCACAGGUUCCACCCCUACCACAACCCAAAUGUAUUUCUUAAGACUUCUUCCAUGUUCUCAUACAUUGCUUUUGCUGCUGAAGAUCUCAGUUUUUCUUGGGAGUUUCUACAUUUUACCAAAAAAAGUCUCCCCCUGCCCCCUACCCCUACCCUGGCCUCCCUUGGUUCUGUAUCUUUGAAAUGCAUCUUCUUGUCUCGGGGCUCUACAGUUCUUUUCUUCCCUGUUUGCACUUUCCUCAGAAUCCAGACAAAGUGCUUGAGUUGAUGAACAAGUUGCUGAGUCCCGUGGUCCCUCAGAUCAGCGCUCCUCAGUCAAACAAGGAGAGGCUGAAGAAUAUGGCACAUUCCAUUGCUGAGAGGUGAGAGAACAGCCUCCAGGAGGGGAACUGAGUUUCAUGGCCAUGGUCACUGUAGCUUGAGAAAUACCUUUAAUGAUGAGUUUGUUGAAAAGACACAUGGCUUGGAUGUGUCCCACACUGCUUUUUGUUGCUGUGCAUUUUCAGCAUUCAAUCCUGCACACUCGCCGUGUGUGUGUGUGUGUGUGUGUGAAUGUGUUAUAUGUGUGUGUGAAUUUAUGCCAUUAUCAAAACUGGAGAGGAGAAAGUCCACAGGAGAGUGAAUCUAGAAAUAUAAUCUGAACAGUUUUAUACUUAAUUCAGUAAUUCUCCAACUCCGUUCUGUAAUGAAUGAAUGAAUUAAAGACUUUUGUCAGUCCAUAGAACCUACCCACAGAGGAGGAGGUUCCCACACAAGCUGCGGAAAGCCUGUGUUCUUCUUCAGUGUCCUGGCUCCUCCCAUUUAUUUCACCAACAGGCAUGCAAAUCAAGCUAAGUUUCACCCCUUCUGGUGGAAGGAGCUCCCUGUCAAGUUCUGAUCCUGCCUGCUCCCCAUAGAGUUGCUGUGCCCCUCUGUCCCCUUGCCCACUCCAUUGCCAUCAGCUCAAAGCAGGGGCAGUCCAAAGUUAUCUUCCACAUGUGUUGCAUGCAGUAGAUCGCAAAUUCUACAUUUCCAGCUUAAAAAAAAAAGUCAGAAAGCAGGUGAUGUGAAAGAGUCAGUACCAAGAUAGAUCUGGCAUAAAGUAACUUCAUGUGUUUCUCCCUCCCUUGAAUCAGCUGGGUAGGGUGGCAACUCUAGUUUUCUCCACCAUGGUUGUGAGUUGAUCUGCAGUCCCCAAGCAGGUAACUCACUGAGCAAGGGUGUUGCAGAAGGGUGUGUGCAUGGCACAGCUCCAGCCUAGGGCCAGUGAAUCCAGCAGCAGAGAGACUAGAACUCCUUGGCCCUCCUGUCAGCUUGAAGCCAUGAAGUCACUGGUUGGCCCCUGGGCAGUUCUGUAAUUUCAGCCUCAGUUCCUCCCUGCAGGCUGCAGUAUGGAGAGAACAAGAUUAACCGUCCUUACAGGGUUGCUGGGCAAAUUGCUGAGAGAAUGUGUGGGAAUUAGUUUGAACCACUAUGUAAAUGCAAAAUAUACUCAUUCUAGGGGAAAUGUCCUUUCCUGAAAGCUCAGCUGCCUGUAGUUAGCAAGUGUUGCACACAUAUAGUACUGCAGCCUUUUCUCAGAUUGGAUGUGACUUGUUUUGGUUUGGUUUUUUUCAGAUAUAAAGCACAGGGAAUAAGUACAAAGAAACCCAUUGACUCCACAUUCUACCUCCUGUUAGACCUCAUCACCUUUUUUGAUGAAUAUCAUGCUGGUCACAUUGACAGGGCCUUCGAUGUAAGUUUCAAGUUUUUUGUUUGAGAAGAUAAAGCUACUGGGAUCUGCAGUUUCACGAGCCCAACAAGGAAUAUGUAAAUAGCCUUGGACACUCACAAACAAGGCAUGAUGGAGAUGGCACUGCCUCCUGAUUGCUUUUCUUGUGGUCCUGUGCUUAUGUAGCCCAAGAAAGCUGGUGUAGUAGAAAUAAAGGGGCAUGGAACUCCAGGACUGGGACCUCUGGGAAAAUCCAGUGAGCAUGAAGCAGGCAAGAGAGCAAGCCCUUACAGCAGGUUGUGGGGAAUCUGUUGCUGGACUUCAUCUCCCAUCAGCCCUGACCAUUGGCCAGGCCAGCUGGGGUUGGUGGGAGUUGGAGUUCCCAUCCAUGCCUUACAAGCAUAGAGCCAAUGCUGGCAAAUGUACUUACGGCUGACGGUUGUGAAGCCUGACCUGAAAGUUGUUAAAAUGCUACCAGGUCAGAGGUAACCAAUGAGCUACCUGGAUGGAUGUACUCUCUCCAGCAUCUGAGCAGGCAUCACAGCCCGCAAAUCCUUCUGAACUACAGUCUCAGGUGUCAGCACUGAUCUGAAUGCUCCUGGUUCUAGUCCUUUCCACUCCUAACAAUCUCUGGUGCUUUAUAUACGAAGGUAUACUUUCUUGGAAUAUGGAGAUUCUGUUUUUGGCUGUCAUGUCUAGCUCCUUUUAAAGACAUGGUCUUCCAUGAAUUUGGUUUAAUCCUUUAAAAAAAAAAGCCACCUGGUUAUCACAAACCGUAGUCAAGUAGGUAAAGCUGAUCUGGGUCUGUUCAACUGCAGAUAGCAGGUGGAAUUGAAGGUGACACGUAUUUUAAUGCUUUUUCUAUAUUGAAAAUAAGAAACAAACUCCUAGCUGAGAAAAAGAUGGAUUCCAUCUCUUCCCCUUUCUCCAUAGUGUGCUAGUUUGCUCUGUGCUACAGGAAAUGGUUUUUCAUGAUGGAGUGUUUCAGUCCGAUUCCCCUGAAGUGGUUCAGACUGUUGUGCCUUCCCUACUUAGUGCCUUUCAGGUGUUUUGGACUGCAGCUCCUAUCAGCUUCAGCCAGCCUGGCCAUUGAAGAAGGCUGCUUUAUCACUGGAUAAAAUGAUCACUGUUCAAUACUCCACCUUGCGCUAUGAAUGCUCUUUGUUUUGCAUUUGGGGGGUGGGGAAUCCUCAGGGAUUUCCUUGAACACCUUUUAAAGAUUAACAAUGCAUUGAUGUAGCAACAGUGCAGUCUCUAUGAAGUGCUGCUUUUCUGAUGAUCACCAGGAACUUAAAUGAGAGAAUUUUCCUGAUCUUAGGCCCAAUAAAGAGGACAACUAAGUGGUCCUUAGCACAGUAUUUCUGGUGGUAGAUUUGCAUAGUUUAAAGACCUGUUAUAUGCUAAAACUUGCCAAUUAGUAUGCGCUCACAAGGUAUAUACUAGGGUACAUACAGAAGUUUGGUUCAGAGCUUAAAUUAAACUAUGCACUCAGUGCAAAAGAAUAGCGUGUGUGUGUGUGUAAGGAAAAGUGACUGAACACAGAAAAAGAUAUUGCACACACAAACUGCCUGCAAAUUGUCAUCUCCCUUCAUGACAGUCCAUUGUUACUCCUGUGCUUUCGUUACAGAUCAUGGAGCAGCUGAAACUGGUCCCCCUGAGUCAAGAAUAUGUGGAGGAAAGAGUAGCAGCCUUCAGGAAUUUCAGUGAUGAAGUAAGCAAUCCACGGCUGUUUGGUCCUUCCCCUUUUCUUCCAUGAGUUGCGCACAUCCAGGCACCUCUGCCAUGGGGACCUGCAGAGGCUGUGCUUGGGGGAUCCCUUUCCUAUUCUCAGGAUGCAUCUUCCUUCCCCUUCUCCGCCAGUGCCACUGACAAGAACAAGUGUGCAAUCCAACAGACGCUGCAUAGUUCCUGGCACUGAGGAUCAGCGAGUGUAAGGGGGGGGCUUCACCCAUGCCAGUGUCAUUCUCUGUGAUCCUCCUUAUGUGGUGCCACACCUGACAGGAAGCUGCUGCAGGUCCCAAAACAUUGAUUCCAAAUUGAAGCUCACGUGUAUUUAGCUGGAAGUAGGAAAAACUCUCCUGGAGAUGCUGUAACUUAGCUUCUUCUGCCACCUUGAGAGAGGUGGAAUCAUUCCCCUCCAAAACAUAAUUGCUGUGUUUCAGAGUGGCAGGAGGUCUUGCUGUUGUGGAGUCCCCAAGCAGGGAAUGGGUUCCCCCUUUCCCCUUCAGUGCCAUGAAAUGCUCUGCAUGCUGAUCCUCAUUUCCCAGCACCAAAGAGAGAAAGGGGAAGAGCUGCCUUACUUGUGUAGUUACUUUCAUGCCAGAGCAUUUGUUUUGGGUCAAAGAUGUGAACAAGCUCUGUUUGCACUCUGCGUUUAUGUUUGAAAUCUGAUGUCCCAGCAUGAUACUGGUUUGGGGAACCUCAGUCCCCAUAUAUUGAUUCUGUUCCUGUGUCAAUUUAUUAUGGAAUUCUCUUUUUUUAAAGGGAAAUAUUUGUUUUGUUGUCAGGUUGAGCCUCCUGCAAAACACAGCCUAAAUGGGACUGAUAACAUCCUGAUGCCUUUCUGUCAAUAGUAAUAUUGUUGGGGUGGGUGGCAAAUCUCUUCCUCUUGCUUAAAGAGGUGGAAUCGAAAGUUACCUCCAAUCUUUCAAACACAUCUUAAAGAGGGCUUGUCGAUAAGGUAAUUGGUUCAUGCUGCAAAGUGAACUUGGAAAUCAAAAGACUGGAUGGAUGAAUGGCAGCCAGGGGCAGUGGAGAGGGGUUGUUUUGUUUUUGGCUUCUAGCCUCAGAACAUAUUGAUUUCCAGAGUCAUCCAUUUUGUCAGCUUUCAGCCAAAAGCUGCUUAUCAUUCAUCAGUUGCCUCUGGGCUGCUUGGUCACAAAAACCAACACAGCAAUUUGGCAUUGUGGGACUCAGCUCUUGAUCAGUACACUAAUCCUGGCUCAAAACUCUCACCCUUCAGUGAAAAGAUGAAUUUCCUGCUUCUCAUUCCUUGAUGAUUAGUGAGUGAAUGAAGUGUGCUUUCUUCUUGACCUUUUUUAAAAAAGAAAAAGAAAGAUGAACACAUCCAAUUUUACCCCAACUUUAUUUAAUCCAAGGUUUAUUUCUGGAAUUCUAUAGUAUCAGCACUUGAUUUCUAUCAUCUACUUGUGCAGCAAUUCUUAGUUUACAAGAAUGCUUUAAAAUUCUUAUUCCUUAGUUUAUCAUUUAUCUUAACUAUUCUUCAGACUCUGUUCCAGGGCACACCAGGAUUUCCCAGAAGCUUGUCUGGGGUUCCCCAAUGCAAAGAUCAGGGAUGAUAGAUAAGAUUCCCCAAAAGACAUCUUGCCCCUCCCUGCCAGUCUCCCCAUGCAAGAUGAAUCUGCAGGAGGGUGUUGGAUGCCUCCACAAGGGCAUGUUCAGUUCACCCUUGGUGUGUUAACUGGAAAGGAUCUACAGAGGGCAGAAGUGAGCUGCAAUAGACCUACCCUGUACCCGACAUAAACUGCAUCUGCACCCCAGCAUGUCCCAGAUCUUUUGCAAUUUGCACAGGGAAAGCUGGGAAACUGUCCAUUAAUCACAUAAGUAUAUUCCUGUGUGUCUAGUUUUCUCAAGCCUUGUUGAUUGAAUGUGGUGUAUCAAGAAAGUUCAAUACCCGGUUUGACUACCUGUGGGGCACAAAUUGACCCUUGGCUUCCUGCCUUGUCUUUCAUUCCUUUUUGCAUUUUAUUUUCCUUGUUUUCACAGAUCAGACACAAUCUGUCAGAGGUCCUCCUUGCAACAAUGAAUAUUUUGUUUACCCAGUACAAGCGGUUGAAAGGCACCAGCCCAGCCACCCCUGCCAGACCCCCUCGUGUCAUGGAGGACCGAGAUUUGGUAAGCUUCUCUUCCCUCAAUCCCAUAAGAUGCUGUGUAGGUGGAGAACCUGUGCUCCUCCUGAUGUUGUUUGACUCCAGCUCCCAUCAGCCCCAGCCAGCUUGACCCAAUGGUCAAGAACGAUAGGAGCCAUAGUCCAGCAACAUUUACCUGGAGAGCCACAUGAUCCCCAUUCUUGCUGUAGGCAGGUAAAAACAAGACUAAUCAUGGUAGGCAAUGUUGCAGGCCCAGAGUGUUAGUUAUGGCAUUUAUAAUAACAGUAACGAUUAUAUUUUAUUACUGCUUCACGGAGAGAGAACUGAGAAAUUACAACUAGCGAGGCACACGAAAAGAUCCCUGCUCCGAAUCUAAUCCUAUCCUUGGACCACACUGGCACAUGUGAAUGCUAAGAAAGCUUCCUGAGCUUAGAUGCCUGUCUUGAAAGGCAAGCCCACCUUAUUGUUUCUGGGGCCAGGAUAAGCCUGCUUUCCCUUUGCUGGGGAGGCAGACCAAAAAAGUGAAUUGGCAAAGGUCAUGCCAUGAAUGCAUCUGAAGUUUGCACCUUUGGCAGCACUGGAAGAGUCCUCUCUUUAGAAACUCCCAUUCACAGCAGGGUUUGGGCCCAUGGAAAGGUCCCCUCCUCUGGGCACGUGGAUUAUUGUUUCAUGUCAUACCCUUGUGUUCACACAACUUCACUCCCUUUCUUUCUUUAGAAACUCUGUUUCAACUGAUUUAGAGAUGGGGACCCAAAGGAGGUGUUUUCCUGUCCCAUAUGCCCACAUUGUGCCCAAACCUUACUAGUUUGGAAGUUUGGAAACACCACCUCAUCCACACUUGACUUUUUUUCUGCCUGUUAAGUCUUGAAUCAAAUGGAUAUCCGUAAAAGGUAGUACUAAGAGAAUACAAAUCCAGCCAUUUCAGUGUCAUUGCAGGUCAUAACAAUCGUGUUUAUUUGCUUUGGGAUUUUUACUGGCGCCAAAGGGCAUUCUCAUGCCCCCUUGAGAAAGGAAAGGGAAAGUAAUUGGCACUGAAGGCAUUUGGGAGGUACCAGCCGAGGUAUUUGGGUGGCUCCUGCUUUUGAUUAAAUAAUUUAUAACAAAUGGAACACCUGCACCUCCAGGCCUCCUUUAACCUCGGUAGAGAGGGCAACAGCAAUUCAGUUCUAAAUUGUUUUCCACAAACAAGGACGGGAAGAAAGGGGCUCCACCAGCCAUGCCAAUCUGUCCCCGAAGGCCUUUGAGGGCAAUGGUAUUUUCAGUCUCCAAACAGAGCUGCUGCAUCAUAAUCUUCUACUGCUUAUUUGUUAGAAGUUGCUCAUAACAUAUUGUUUUAUUUCAUAAAAUUUAUAUACCACUUGGUUUGAAUUUUAAAAAGCCUUCAGAUUCAAAGAUUACAGAGAAAUAGUACUGAUGGUCAUCAGCAUUCUGAUGGCACCUUCCACUCAAAUGCCUGAUGGCAACUUCCAGUGGCAUGUAGAUAUUAAAUAGCACUGGGGGGCAGAGUAGUGCCCUGUGGCACCCUAUAGCAUAACUGCCAAGGGGCCUAAAAUAAUUCUGCCGAUGCUACUCUCUGGACUUGGUUCCUUAGGUAGGACCAGAGCCACAGUGACACAGGGCCCCAAAUUUUCAUUCUACAGAAAAACCGCAGAGACACAAGCAGGAGCAAGGUCACCCUCCCCCUGUGUAAAGUUAAUCCAUCAGGGUGACCAAGGCCAACUCAGUCCCAGGCCUGAACCCAGAUUAUUCCAGACUCAAUAAUCUGUGUCAUCCAGGAAUGCUCACAGCUAGCUCACCGCAACCCUCUCCACCACCUACUCCUUCAAAAAAGGUGUAUUUGUAACUGGUCUUUCCAGUUCAAAGGGUCCAGGGCUGAUUUUUUUUAAGGAGCUGCUGCACCACCGCUUGUUUCAAGGCAGUAAGGACUGUCCCCUCAUGCAGUGAAGCAUUAACCACAUUCUAGAUCCAACCAGCCAGCCCCCCUCUUGAUAGAUUUAAUAAGCCAAAAGGGACAGGGAUCAAGAGGGCACAGGGUCAGACAUAUUGCCGCUAGUACCAAUCAACUGCCUGCAUUAGCUGAUACUGAUCUCACAACCUAUCUGGCAUUGGGUACUUCAUCAGGAAGUGCAACACUUGCACAGUCAAGAUUUCUCUGAAGUCAAGUGGCUUUAUCCUCAAAGUGCAUAGCUAGUCAGACUCAGCAAGGGUCCUUGAGUGCUCCAGAGGUCCCUCCCCCACCACGGGAGUUAGUAACUGCAAGACCUUCCAAAAUAACUGCCAGCUGGGUGUUAGAGGAUAAGGAGUUUUUGUGAGGUGAUACUUCAGUUAAUUCUGAACUAUUUCUGAAAGCAUAUGGUCACUUGAACGACAUAUUUCAACUCUGAUGGAAACAGAGCCCAACACAUAUUUAUUUGAUGUUUUUCUAACCUAACUCCAAGAUAUCAGGGGUUGAACCUAGACUUUCUACAUGCAUAGAAGGUCCUCUGCCAACAAUUGUGCUCUGUGACCUUUCCUCUUCCUCUAAGUGCAAUAUUACCCAGCCCCCACAGAUUACUCCUGGUUGCACUAAACACAUACAUCUAUUUCUGGGAGGGAAAGUAUCAGCCAUGCAAGCUGAUGGUCUUGUUGCUUGGUGGUCUACAGCUUCAUUUAUUUAUUUUUUGACAUACUUUGAAUUUAGAUCUGUCCACCCACCCUUUUCAUUCUAAGAAGAGUCUCUCACCCAACAUCCUUCUCCAGUUAAAAUAUAAGUCAAAGCGUUCUGUUUCUGUGCUUUGUAGAAACUCCGAUCUCAAGCUCGGGCGCUGAUCACCUUUGCCGGCAUGAUCCCCUACCGAACCUCAGGAGACACCAACGCACGGCUGGUGCAGAUGGAGGUCCUCAUGAACUAGGCGCCUUGGGAAGCCUGCCAGAUGCUGUUGGUACCCUCAGUGGGCGGCCCAGUUUAAGUUGGGGUUUUUUCCUUUUUGUAUUAUGUACUUUUGUCAACCACAAUAAAUUUUUUUGGUUUAUAUUUGUUUUGACA
Molecule: messenger RNA, 68842 nt
Organism: Podarcis lilfordi (Lilford's wall lizard)
Lineage: Eukaryota; Metazoa; Chordata; Lepidosauria; Squamata; Lacertidae
Source: the annotation of a GenBank genome assembly